ACUCUGGGCAGUACAGAUGUGUUGCAUCCAACAAGCAUGGAGAAAUUGAAUGUAGCACAGAAUUGAAAGUUGAAGAAAAGAAAGAGGCUGCACUUCUUGAAGGAGACUUAAGAGCUAAAUUGAAGAAAACUCCAUCAAAGCAGAAGAGUCCAAAGGAAACCCAGGAGAUUGAUAUUGUUGAGCUACUGAGAAACGUAGAUCCAAAAGAAUAUGAGAAAUAUGCCCGCAUGUAUGGAAUUACAGACUUCCGUGGUCUCCUUCAGGCUAUUGAGUUUCUAAAGAAGGAGAAAGAACAUGAAACUGGAAGAGUGGAAGCUGAACUAGAAAGAAGGAAAUCAGAUGAGGAUUUGGAAAAACUGGUGUCGGAGUUGCAAACCAGAAUGGAACAGACAGAGCCUAUCACGGUGUUGAAGGACAUCACAGACCAAACCACAGUCAUAAGCAAGGAGGCAGUGUUUGAGUGUGAAAUCAAGAUCAACUUCCCUGAGAUCCGUCUGUCUUGGUAUAAAGGAACUCAGAAGCUUGACACUGAUGAAAAAUAUGAAAUCAGCAUUGUAGGUGAUCGUCACUUAUUGAAAAUCAAGAACUGUAAAUCUAGUGACGAGGGAAAUUACCGCAUUGUGUGUGGCCCACACAUUUCCAGUGCUAAAUUAGCCGUUGUGGCAGUUGAAGUUGAGGAACACCUGAAACCUGUACCUGCUACCAAAAUCCAUUUCACCAAGCGUAUCCAGAACAUUGUGGUGAACGAACACCAGUCCGCCACCUUUGAAUGUGAAGUCUCCUUUGACAAUGCUAUUGUUACGUGGUACAAAGGCACAUGGGAACUCAAAGAGAGUCCAAAGUACAGCUUUCGAAGUGAAGGUCGUCGUUACUUUAUGACCAUCCGCAGCGUUACUUCAGAAGAUGAAGGCGUGUAUUCUGUGAUUGUGAGGUUGGAGCCAAAAGGUGAAGCUAAAAGCACUGCUGAACUUUACCUGUCCAGCAAAGACAUUGAGGUAGAAAGGGUUUCCUAUGAUAUCCAUGAUUCAACUAUACAAGUUCCUGAGGUGUCAUCUACAGUCACCUCUAAAGUUGAGGCUUCUUUUGAUUAUUAUGAAGAGAAGACAGAAGUUAGAGAGUUUGAAAGCUGGACAGUUGAAGAACAAAGAGUAAUUCAGGAAUUCUCUACAAUUCAAGCACCAAGAAUCCCUAUUGAGGAAACAGUUCCAAGGGCUGAAAUAGGAGAGAGAAAAGAAGCGCCAAUUAAAGUUCCUGAGGUUCCAAAGAAACCAGAGCUUGAAACCGCCGUUCCGUCUGUGCCUGAGGUACCCUCAAAAGUACCUGUAACCAGGGUGCCUGUUCAAGAAGAAAUUACUGCAAUAGUUGUUCCUGAACAAAGAGACCGCCUUGAGCCAAAAGAAUAUGAAGAGGUCAAGAAGCCUGUUCCCCAGGGUGCUGCUAUUCCUUCCAUUCCUGAAAAAGAUCAGGUUACUCCUAAAAAAGAUGUACCCGAACCUACAUCAUAUGUGAUUCUUGAACCAAAACCACCUGUAACACCAGAAACUAAAGCCAGACCUCCAGCUCAGGUUGAACCUGAACCAAAGCCUGAACCAGCAGCUCUGCUUAAACCUAAGCCAAAGCCUGCACCAGCAGCUCAGGUUGUGCCUGAACCUAAACCUACACUACCAGUUCAGGUUGAACCAGAACCAAAGCCUGCACCAGCAAAAAAACCCAAGGCCCCCCCUCCCACAGUUCCCGAUGAAACAAAGAAACCAGAGCAGAAGAAACUGGAGCAACCUAAAGUGGAAGAAGUUGCAAAACCACAGGCAGUUCCAUUUGUUCCAAUGGUUGCUGCUCCCCAGAAAGUGCCAGAAGCUCCAAAGAAACCAGAAGCAGUUCCUGAAAUAAUUUCUAAAAAAGAGGAAAUUGUUCCGAAGGACGUACCUCCUCAAAAGACAGAGAUAACUCCAGGAAAAGUUCCAAUGGAAGCAAAGAAACCAGAAACACCAAAAGCAGAGACAGCUAAAAAAACGGGUGUAAAGCCAACAGCACAAAAGGAGGCCAUUCCACAGAAAGUGCCUGAAGUAAAACAGAAAGAAGUCCUUGAGGAGAAGUUACUGGUUGUUGUACCUACAAAGGAGGCUGAGGUCACUUUAACUACAGUUCCAAUGGAAGCAAAGAAACCAGAAAUGUCAAAAGCAGAGGCAGCUAGAAAACCAGGCAUAAAGCCUUCAGCACCAAAGGAGGGCAUUCCACAGAAAGUGCCUGAAGUAAAACAGAAAGAAGUGCUUGAGGAGAAGUUACUGGUUGUUGCACCUACAAAGGAGGCUGAAGUCACUUUAACUACAGAAUCUGCAGCUCCAAAAAUACCUGGCAAAGUUUUCCCCACUGCUCCAAAGACAAAAAUAGAUAAAGAACCAUUGAAAAAAGGACCCCCAGCCACAAAAGUGAUGGCACUUCCCAAGAAACCUGAGGUGGCUCCAUCUCCUCUGAUUCAAAAGUGGGAGGAGAUCUCAUAUGAAAUUGAGGAGACCUCUCACACAGAAGAAAUGUAUCUUCAUGAAAGGGUGUAUGAGAGUGCCCAGCAAUUCUUUGAGGAAAAAGAGAUACUUAUUGUAGAAGAUGUAUCACCUGCUUCAAGAGAAGAAAUUAGUUUGAAGACAGAAGAAAUCCCUAGGCAGAAAGAAACCCUACAAGAAACUGUUCCAAAGAAAGUUCUCCCUUACAUGACAGAAGACAAACAAGAAAGAGUCCCAAAAACUGAAGCUGUUCCUGACAAAGUGUCAGAACCAGAAAAGAAGAUUGUUCCUGAAAUAGCACCUGUGUCAGUUGGUCCUCCAAAAGUGCCAACAGCUGAGAAGAAAGCUGUGCCUGAUGUACCAAAACCAGUCCCUGAUCAUCUUGCAGAGAAAGUUUCUCCACCCAAAGUGCCAGAAGAAGUUAAAAAGGUUCCAGAAAAAACAAAAUCUACACCCCAACAAGUCGAGAAACACUUAAAGGCAGUUCCAGUGCCAGAAGAAGUGAAAGAGGUUCCAGAAAUUCCAAAACCUACAACACAGCAAGUUGAGAAACAAUUAAAGGCAAUUCCAGUGCAAGAAGAAGUGAAAAAGGUUCCAGAAAAACGAAAACCUACAAUCCGACAAGUCGAGAAAGAAUUAAAGGAAGUUCCAGUUCUAAAGCCAGUGCCAAAAGCUGAAGAAACAAUGGCUAUCAUAAAGAAAGAUACUGAAAAGGUUGCACCUGUAAAAGUUCCAUCAAAGUCGGAUGAGCCAAAACCGGUUCCUAAAAAAAUGGAAGUGGUUCCCACAGUAUCACCAGUUAGAGAACCAGAGAAGAUGACUAUACCAGAACUCACCCCUGUUUCAGUUAAAGACAUUGCACCUCAAAAAGAUGAUGAAAAGGGACCUGUUACAGCACCUGGAGCAUACCAACAAGAUGGGAAACCGAAAGAAGAACCAGGAAAAGGUAGAGGCUUAAAAGCAAGACAAACACCAUCUCCUGGAGAUGCUGAUAAGAGAAAAGGUUUAAAACCUGGAACCGGAGGUGAAAAGCCACCGGGUGAUGCACCAUUUGGAUUCCAGCUUAAGGCUGUCCCUUUGAAGUUUGUCAAAGAGCUGAAAGACAUUGUGCUACAAGAAGCUGAGUCGAUUGGCUCCUCCGCUGUAUUUGAGUGUCAGGUGUCUCCCUCCACUGCUAUUACUUCAUGGAUGAAGGAUGGAAGCAACUUAAGAGAAAGCCCUAAAUACAAGUUCACCUCAGAUGGCAAGGAUCGUAAGCUUGCCAUUAUUGAUGUCCAGUUGUCAGACACUGGUGAAUAUACUUGUGUUGCUAAGCUGGGAAACAAAGAAAAGACUUCCACAGCCAAGCUCAUUGUUGAAGAACUCCCAGUCAAAUUUACGAAAAACUUAGAAGAGAUGUCAGUUCUCAAAGGACAGCCAAUGUACUUGACCUGUGAGCUGAGCAAAGAGAGGGAUGUAGUCUGGAAGAAAAAUGGUAUACCCCUUGAACAAAUCCCUGGAAAGCUGGCAAUUAAUAUCAUUGGACUACAGCAUGCGAUAACCAUUCAGAAUGCAACAGAUGAUGAUGCUGGUAUUUACACAUGUGAAUGUGAAAACAUCAAGACUGAAGCAGAUGUGAAAGUAAUUGAAAUUGUAAGAGAUUGGCUGGUAAAACCACUGAGGGAUCAACAUGUAAAACCCAAGACCACUGCCACCUUCAAAGGUGAGCUAUUUAAGGAUACUCCAAACUGGAAGUGGUUCAAAGGAGACGAUGAGAUACCCAGGGAGCCCAAUGAUAAGACUGAAGUUACAAAGGAUGGAAAAAACCUCCUUCUGGUCAUUAAGAAUGCAGCUCCUGAUGAUGUUGGGGAAUAUGCUGUGGAGGUUGAAGGGCAGAGAUAUGCAGCUAAGCUAACUCUAGGAGAGAGAGAAGCUGAAAUAUUGAAGCCUAUCUCCAGUGUGGAAGUGUAUGAAAAAGAAAGUGCUAGCUUUGAAACAGAAAUUUCUGAGGAAGAUGUAACUGGAGAAUGGAAACUCAGGGGCCAAGUUUUGACAAGAUCUCCUAAUUGUGAUAUUAAAGUGGAAGGCAAGAAGCGUUCUCUUUCUUUGAAAAAUCUCCAAGUUGACCAGUCUGGUGAAGUGUCUUACCAAGCUUUAAAUGCCACCACUGCUGCAAUGCUAACAGUAAAAGAAAUCGAAUUGGACUUUACUGUUCCACUGAAGGAUGUUUCUGUACCAGAAAAGAAACAGGCCCAGUUUGAGUGUAGUAUCACAAGGGACAUUCCGAAGGUCAUAUGGAUGAGGGGAACUGAUAUUAUCACUCCUGGAAAAAAAUAUGAUAUCAUUGAUGAUGGGAAAAAGCACAUACUUGUCAUCAAUGAAUGUGAAUUUGAUGAUGAGGGUGAAUAUACUAUUGAAAUCCAGAGCAGAAGAUCAACAGCUAAGCUAACAGUAGAAGGUAUAAGGCUGAGGGUUAUUACACCUCUGAAGGACCAAACAGUAAAGGAAGGCAAAACAGCUCGGUUUGAGCUUGAGAUCAGUCAUGAGGAUGUACCAGUGACAUGGUACAAAAAUGAAAUCAAACUGCAUAUGAGCAGAACUGUGCUUACUCAUGUUGAUGGAAAGAAGCACAUAUUAGAAAUCAAAGAGGUCACUCUAGAUGACACCUGCCAAAUCAAAGCAGAGGCUAAAGGAGUAUCCACAACGGCUAAUCUUUUGGUUAUAGAGGCCGAUCCAUACUUCACAGUUAAAUUGCAAGAUUACACUGCAGUUGAAAAGGAUGAUGUCACAUUAGACUGUGAACUGAGUAAAGAUGUGCCUGUAAAAUGGUACCAUAAUGAGACUGAAGUGAAAGCCUCUAAGAUGGUUUCUAUUAAAGCUGAUGGCAAACGGAGAAUCCUAUCAAUCAAAAGAGUAGAAAAUAAGGAUAAAGGAAAUUAUGCAUGUGACUGUGGAACAGAUAAAACAAUGUCAGAAAUUAACAUAGAAGCUCGUGACAUUAAAGUCCUUCGUCCUUUGUAUGGUGUGGAGCUCUUUGAAGGAGAGACAGCUCGUUUUGAAGUGGAAAUCUCUGAGGGUGAUAUUCAUAGCCAGUGGAAAUUGAAGGGAGAAACCCUGACCCAGUCUCCUGAUGUUGAAGUUAUUGAAGAUGGUGCCAAACACAUCUUGACAUUGUACAACUGCAAAAUCCCCCAGUCAGGCGAAGUGUCAUUCCAGGCCGCUAAUGCCAAGUGUGCAGCUAAUCUGAAAGUAAAAGAACUUCCACUUACCUUCAUCACUCCUUUGAGUGAUGUUCAAGUGUUAGAGAAGGACGAAGCACGGUUUGAGUGUGAAGUGUCCAGGGAUGCUAAAAGCUUCCGUUGGCUAAAAGGAUCUCAGGAGGUGAAAACUGAUGAAAAGUUUGAAAUUCUCCAAGAGGAAAAGAGGCACAUUCUUUUGGUAAAAUCUGCAGCCUAUGAGGAUGAAGCCAAAUACAUGUUUGAAGCGGAAGAUAAGAGAACCACUGGAAAAUUAAUCAUUCAGGGAAUUCGACUUGAGUUUGUCAAGCCCAUUAAGGAUGUCACAGUGAAAGAACGUGAGACUGCAGAGUUCAGUGUCGAGCUGUCUCAUGAGAAGGUGCCAGUCAUUUGGUACAAGAAUGAUGUGCGCCUGCACCCUAGUAAAGUGGUCCAUAUGUCAGAACUUGGAAAAAUUCAUACCCUGGCCUUUAAGGAAGUUUGCAUUGAUGACACUUCCCUAAUUAAAGCAGAAGCACUCGCAAAAUGUUCAGAGGCUAUGCUUACUGUCCUUGAGGGAGAGCCGUACUUCAUCACCAAACUGCAGGACUAUACUGCAGUGGAGAAGGAUGAAGUGGUGCUAAUGUGUGAAGUGAGCAAGCCGGCUGCUACAGUGAAAUGGUUCAAGGAUGGCAAGGAAGUCACUCCAUCCAAAAAUGUGCUAAUCAAAUCUGAUGGCAAGAAGCGUGUACUCAUUGUGAGGAAGGCAGAGAAGGGCAACAUAGGCGAAUAUGCUUGUGACUGUGGUUCUGACAAGACUUCUGCUAAACUAAAUAUUGAAGAGCGUGACAUUAAGAUCGUCCGUCCCUUGUACAGCGUGGAGGUUACAGAAACUGAAUCUGCACGCUUUGAAACAGAAAUUUCUGAGGAGGAUGUUCAUGGUCAUUGGAAACUUAAGGGAGAGGCCCUUCAUCAAUCUCCCGACUGUGAGAUUAAGGAAGAAGGUACUAAACAUGUCCUUAUACUGUACAAUGUGCUCAAGAACCAGGCUGGUGGUGUGGACUUCCAAGCUGCUAAUGCUAAAUCCAGUGCUCAGCUCAGAGUUAAGGCUCGGAUGAUUAGCCUGCUACGACCACUCAAGGAUGUUACAGUUACUGCUGGGGAGACUGCUACUUUUGACUGUGAACUGUCCUAUGAAGGAAUUGAAGUUGAAUGGUUCCUUGGCAACACAAAAUUGGAGCUAAGUGAAAGAGUUGUCACACGAGCUGAAGGAAGAGUUCACACAAUGACUCUCAGAGAUGUAAAGCUGACAGAGGCUGGAGAUGUGAAAUUGACAGCGAAGGACUUUGUCAUCCAGGCUAAACUUACUGUAAAUGAACCACCCGUUGAGUUUACUAAACCUCUGGAAGACCAAACUGUAGAGGAAGAGGCCACUGCCAUUUUGGAGUGUGAAGUCUCCAGGGAAAAAGCAGAGGUCAGAUGGUUCAGAGAAGGACAAGAAAUCCACAAAACUAAGAAGUAUGACAUUGUAACUGAUGGGCGAAAGAGAAAGCUCAUCAUUCAGGGCUGCACACUUGAUGAUUCCAAGACUUACACCUGUGAUGCAAAAGAUUUCAAAACAUCUGCCUUCCUUAAUGUUGAGCCUCCACAUGUUGAGUUCACUAAGCCACUCCAUGAUGUUGAGGUGAAAGAGAAGGAAGCAGCCAGGUUUGAAUGUGAAGUUUCUCGGGAAAAUGCAAAGGUGCGAUGGUUUAAAGAUGGCAGUGAAAUAAGAAAAGGCAAGAAGUAUGAGAUCAUUGCCAAGGGUGUCCAGCACAUUCUUAUUGUCAACAAAGCAGUCUUUGAUGAUGAGGCUGAGUAUGAAUGUGAUGCUAAGACCUCUAAAACUUCUGGAAUGCUUACUGUCAUUGAGGAAGAAGCUGUGUUUACAAAGAAUCUGUCUAAUAUAGAGGGCACUGAAACUGACAGCAUUAAGAUGAUCUGCGAGGUUUCAAAGCCCAGCGCAGACGUCACAUGGUACAAAGGUGAACAGGAGCUACCUGAGGGAGGCAGAUAUGAACAGAUCGUAGAUGGCAGAAAGAGGAUACUUAUUAUUCGAGACCUCUGCAUGGACGACACUGGAGAGUAUAACUGCCGCCUACCUGGCUCACGAACCUCAGCAACACUGAGGAUUAAUGAACUGGCUGCAGAGUUUAUUUCCAGACCUAAGAGCCAAGAAGUGGUUGAAGGUGAAAAGGCGGAGUUUGUCUGUUCAGUUUCCAAAGACACAUACGAGGUUAAAUGGCUCAAGGGUGACAAGGAGCUUGAAGCUGGAGAAAAAUAUGACAUUGUUUGUGAUGGGAAGAGAAGGGCACUUAUCAUUAAGGACUGCCUGCUACAGGAUGAGGGACCAUACGUUGCCCUUAUUGACACUACAAGGGCUACUGCAGAACUGUUUGUCACCGAAAAACUUAGGAUUAUAAUACCUAUCAAAGAUACUGAAACAAAGGAAGGUCAAGAAAUAGUUUUCAACUGUGAGGCCAAUACAGAGACUGCGAAAGCAAAGUGGCUGAAAAACAGUGAAACAAUUUUCGAGAGUGGAAAAUUUGCCAUGUCUCAGAAGGACAAUGUGUUUUCUCUGAGAAUCAGAGAUGCUCAGAAAUCCGAUGAAGCUAACUAUACAAUAACAUUAACAAAUCAGCGUGGUGAACAUGCUCAGAGCUCUGCCCAACUCACUGUACAAGAGGAGGAUCUAAGGAUCAUUGAGCCCCUUGAGGACUGUGAGACUCAAGAAAAGAGGACAGUUACCUUCUCUUGCAAAGUGAAUAAAUCAAAUGUAACAGUACAAUGGAUGAAGGCAGGUCAAGGAAUCACCUUCAACAAACGCAUCUCGUACAAAGUGGAUAAACAGAAACACUCUUUAAUUAUUAAGGAGUGUAGCUUGGCUGAUGAAGCUGAAUACUCCGUUAUUGCUGGUUCUGACAAGUCCACAGCUGAGCUGAUUAUUAGCGAGGCACCAACUGACUUUCUAACACAGCUCAUGGACCAGACUAUCACUGAGUUUGAGGAUGCUGAAUUCUCCUGUGAGCUUUCCAAGGAGAAAGCCGAAGUCAAAUGGUACAGGAAUGGCCGUGAGAUCAGAGAGGGACCCAGAUACCGCUUUGAGAAAGAAGGCAAGACCUGCAGACUGCUUGUCAGAGAGUGUAGACUGGAUGACGAGUGUGAAUAUGCCUGUGGUGUUGAUGAUAGACGUUCAAGAGCUAGGCUUUUUGUUGAAGAAAUUCCUGUUGAAAUAAUUAGACCACCGAUGGAUAGCUUUGAGCCCCCUGGUUCGGAUGUUAUAUUUGAGGCUGAGCUCAACAAGGACAGAGUUGAAGUGAAAUGGUUAAGAAACAACAUGACAGUUGUUCAGGGUGACAAGUAUCAGAUGAUGAGUGAAGGCAAGGUUCACAGACUUCAAGUCUGUGAGACCAGACCUCGUGAUCAGGGUGAAUAUAGAAUCAUUGCAAAGGAUAAGGAUGCCAAAGCCAAGCUGGAACUAGCAGCUGUUCCAAAAUUCAAGACUACAGAUCAAAGCCUUGUGACUGAUGCUGGAAAGCCCUUCACUAUGUCAACUCCCUAUGAUGCCUAUCCUGACAUUGAAGCUGAGUGGUUUUACGAAGAUGUCAGUCUUCCCAGCAAAAACAUUGACACUUCUACUGACAGAACAGAAUACAGGCUGAAGGACCCCAAAAAGUCUGACCAAGGCAGAUACAAGAUUGUUAUUCAGAACAAACAUGGAAAGGCAGAGGCUUUCAUUAAUUUGGAGGUUAUUGAUGUCCCUGGACCUGUAAAAAAUCUUAGUGUUGUGGACACCGCUGAUGGUGAGGUUAGCCUUGUCUGGGAUGAACCAGAAAGUGAUGGUGGAAGCAAGAUCAUUGCCUACGUAGUAGAGAGACGUGAUAUUAAACGCAAGACCUGGACAAUGGCAACUGACAGUGCAGAGGGGCCAGAGUUCUGCGUGACAGGAUUGCACAAGGACUCCAUGUACCUUUUCCGUGUCUGUGCACGUAACAGAGUAGGAAGUGGACCAAAUGUAGAGACGGAGGACCCUGUUCAAGCUAAGAACAAGUUUGAUGUUCCUGAGGCACCACAGAAUGUUAUGGUUGGAAACGUGAAUAAGUUUGGUGCCACUCUCUCCUGGGAGCCUCCUCUGUAUGAUGGAGGAUCAGAAAUUACAGCAUACAUUAUUGAACUACGUGAUAGAACAUCUGUUAGAUGGGAAGCAGCUUUGGUGACCAAGCCAGAAGACUGCACAGCUGUCAUCAAUGAUGUUGUGGAGAAUAAGGAAUAUAUCUUCCGAGUAAGAGCUGAAAACAAAGCUGGAAUUGGAAAGCCAAGCUUUGCUACUGACCCAGUGAAGAUCAUGGAUCCCAUUGAGAGACCAAGUCCCCCACUGAACUUCAGUUACACUGACCAGACAAGGGACUCCAUUCAACUGACAUGGGAGACACCUCUAAGUAAUGGAGGCAGCACAAUCACUGGCUAUAUUAUUGAAAAGUAUGAGGAUGGAACAGACAAUUGGUUCAGAUGCAAUGCCAGGCUUUGCCAGGACCUUAGUUAUAAGCUGACUGGCCUGAAACAAGGACAAAAGUACCAUUACAGAGUGUCAGCUGAAAAUGCAGCAGGUGUUUCUGACCCAGCUGACCAGAUUGGACCUCUCGUGGCCGAUGAUCCACAUGUUGCCCCUACUAUGGAUCUAAGUGCUUUUAAGGAUGGUUUAGAGGUAAUCGUCCCUCAUCCUCUCACUAUCCGCAUCCCAAUUACUGGAUACCCCUUGCCCAUUCCCCACUGGAGUGUGGGAGACAAGGAGUUGGCUGCAGGAGACAGAGUGUCCAUGGUCACCAAAAGCACAUUUACGGAACUCAUCAUCACUCCAAGUGUCCGCCCAGAUAAGGGCAUCUACACUAUCCAUCUUGAAAAUGAUGCAGCCACUAUCUCUGGAGAGAUUGACGUCAAUGUCAUUGCAUCCCCAAGUGCACCCAGAGACUUCAAAGUUGCAGAAGUGACCAGGCGUCAAGUACAUUUGAUGUGGGAGGCACCAGAGCAUGAUGGGGGAAGUCCAUUAACUGGCUACCAGGUUGAAAAACGUGAAGCAUCACGUAAAACAUGGGUGAAGAUUAUCAGUGGUAUACAGGAUCAGGAAUACACCAUUACCGAUGUUAUUGAAGGCAAAGAGUAUCUGUUCAGAGUUACUGCCUGUAAUAAGUGUGGUCCAGGAGAGCCUGCAUACAUUGAGGAACCAGUUAAUGUCUCCUCCCCAGCUACUGUUCCUGACCCACCUGAGGACCUGAAAUGGAGAGAUAAGUCUGCUACUGGAAUCUUCUUAUCCUGGGAGCCUCCUAAAUAUGAUGGUGGCUCUGUAAUUAAAGGCUACAUUGUUGAUAAGUGCCAGCGUGGCACUGACAAGUGGGAACCAUGUGGUGAUCCCAUACCUGAGCUAAAAUUCCAAGUUACUGGCCUCACUGAAGGACAAUGGUAUGCUUACCGUGUCAGAGCUCUGAACAGACUCGGUGCUAGUCAACCGUGCAGGGCAACAGAUGAAAUCUUGGCUGUUGAUCCAAAAGAGCCCCCUGAGAUCAUGUUAGAUGUAAAGCUGCUUGCUGGCUUGACUGCCAAGGCUGGAACUAAGAUUGAGCUACCUGCUGGUGUGCUUGGCAAACCAGAACCCAAAGUCACCUGGACCAAGGCUGAUGUUGUUCUGAAGCCAGAUGAUAGAGUUUCAAUUGACACUAAACCUGGCCAUUCUAUGGUGUCUAUUGCCAAAACAACAAGAGACGACACAGCUACCUACAUCAUUGAGGCAGUUAAUAGCAGUGGCCGUGCUACUGCAACUGUCGAUGUUAACAUACUUGAUAAACCAGGCCCUCCAGCUGCUUUUGAUAUCUCUGAUGUCACCAAUGAAUCCUGUUUCCUCGCCUGGAAUCCUCCUCGAGAUGAUGGUGGCUCAAAAGUUACUAAUUAUAUAGUUGAGAGACGAGCCACAGAGAGUCAGGUCUGGCACAAACUCUCCUCUACAGUUAAGCAGACCACAUUCAAAGCCUGCAAUCUGGUGGCCCUUAAAGAAUAUGUCUUCAGGGUUUUUGCUGAGAACCAAUAUGGAAUUGGUCCCUCUGUGGAACAUGUGCCCGUUGUUGCCAAGUACUCUUUUGAUCCACCUGGUUCUCCAACAAAACUCCAGCCCUCUGAUGUUGCCAAGGAUGCUUUAACACUUACAUGGAAUGAACCUGAUGAAGAUGGUGGCAGCCCUAUUACUGGAUACUGGAUUGAGAGACUAGAUCCAGACAAUGACAAGUGGAUAAGGUGUAACAAGCUGCCAAUCAGAGAUACCACAUUUAGAGUAAAAGGGCUGCCAACAAAGAAGAAGAGCAAGUUCCGUGUUGCUGCUGAGAAUCUUGCUGGACUUGGAAAACCAAGCCAGGAAACUGAUCCAGUUUUGGUUAAAGAUCCAAUUGAUCCUCCAUGGCCUCCGGGAAAACCUACAGUUAAAGAUGUUGCUAAAACCUCAGCUUUCCUGCAAUGGACUAAACCUGAGCAUGAUGGUGGAGCUAAGAUAGAAUCCUACGUCAUUGAACUGCUUAAGAGUGGAACUGUUGACUGGGUCCGUGUGGCUGAGGGUGUGACCAUGCUUGAGUACUUUCUUAAGGGUCUGAUGGAGAAGCAAGAGUACUCCUUCAGGGUCAGAGCUGUUAAUAUCGCUGGUGAAAGUGAACCCAGUGAUCCCAGUGAUCCAGUGCUCUGCAAGGAGAGACUGAAUCCUCCUUCACCUCCACGCUGGCUGAAUGUGGUUAGUGUUUGCAAGAAUUGUGCUGACCUUAAGUGGACAGCACCAGAGCGAGAUGGUGGCUCACCCAUAACGAACUACAUUGUGGAGAAGAGAGAUGUGAGGCGCAAGGGCUGGCAGGCAGUUGACACCACUGUAAAAGAGACUAAAUACAGUGUAACUCCACUGAGUGAAGGCUCGCUGUAUGUUUUCCGUGUGGCAGCAGAGAAUGCUGUUGGCCAGAGUGAUUUCUGUGAACUUGAGGACUCUGUCCUAGCCAAGGAUACCUUCACUACUCCUGGACCACCUUAUGCUUUAACUGUUAUGGAAGUCACAAAGACACAUGUUGAUCUGAAAUGGGAAGCUCCUAAGAACGAUGGUGGAAGACCAAUCACAAGAUAUGUCAUAGAAAAGAAGGAAAAGCUUGGAACUCGUUGGGUGAGUUCAGGGAAGACAGCAGGACCCGAUUGCCAAUACAGAGUCACAGAUGUCAUUGAAGGAACUGAUGUUCAGUUCCAAGUCUGUGCUGAAAAUGAAGCCGGAGUUGGGCACCCAAGUGAACCAACAGAUAUCAUUACAGUUGAAGAUCCAACUGGUCCUCCAUCUCCUCCUCUGGAACUGCAUGUCACUGAUGCCAGCAGAAACUACAUCUCUAUUGCUUGGAAACCACCAGAAAAGAAUGGUGGCAGUCCCAUUUUGGGCUAUCAUAUUGAGCAGUGUGAAGCAGGAACUGAGAAGUGGAUGAGAGUCAAUUCACGUCCUGUCAAAGAGCUAAAAUAUAAAGCAGAAGAAAGCAUAAUUCCAGAAAAAGAAUAUAUCUUUAGAGUGCGUGCAGUUAAUUCUGUUGGAGUCAGUGAACCUUCAGACAUAUCGGAGAAUGUCUUUGCUAAGGAUUCUGACUGUAACCCUACUUUGGAGAUCCAAACUCAGAACGUUGUAGUGGUGGAAGGAGAAAAACUGACACUCCCCAUCCCAUACAGAGCUGUACCACAACCUAAGGUUUCUUGGCACAAAGAUGGAAAGGAGUUAAAGGCUGAUGAAAGAUGUAUCUUUACUUCUGAAUACACUGCUGCCCACUUAGAAAUUACAGAAUGUUUGCAUGCUGAUGCUGGUUUGUACACUAUUACCCUAGAGAACAAACUUGGUUCAACUACAGGAACAAUCAACCUUAAAGUUAUUGGUCUUCCUGGACCAUGCAAAGAUAUUGUUGCCAGUGAUGUCACAAAGAAUUCCUGCAAAGUCUCAUGGGAACCUCCCGACAGUGAUGGCGGCAGUCCUGUUCUUCACUAUGUUGUACAGCGAAGAGAGGCUGGCAGACGCACAUAUGUUGCUGUUAUGUCAGGAGAGAACAAAUUGAGCUGGCCUGUUAAAGAUCUUAUUCCUAAUGGAGAGUACUACUUCCGUGUUAAAGCCGUUAACAAGAUUGGUGGUGGAGAGUUUAUUGAGAUCCGCAACCCUGUGAUUGCAGAGGAUCAAAAGCAACGGCCGGAUCCACCUGUUGAUGUUGAAACCCACAAUCCUAGUUCUGAGUCUAUAACUCUUACAUGGAAACCUCCAAUGUAUGAUGGUGGUUGCAAAAUCAUGGGCUACAUCCUAGAGAAGACAAUGAAGGGGUCUGAGAAGUUUGAGAGAUGCAAUGACUUCCUUGUGCCUGUGUUGUCCUACACUGUUAAGAACCUGAAUGAGGGCAAGGAAUAUCAGUUCCGUGUUCGGGCUGAAAAUGCCGCUGGUGUUAGUGAUCCAUCUCGCAGCAGUCCACUGGUUAAGGCUGCUGAAUCUACUGAACGACCUAAGGUUUUCCUGAGUGGAAGCUUACAGUCUGGUCUAACAGUCAAGAAAGGUGGGGAAAUAAGAUUGGAUGCCUGCAUAUCUGGAUCUCCAUACCCAACUAUAUCAUGCAGGAAGGGCGAGUCCUCUGCACUUGUACAUGAUUGUGUCAGAAGUGACCAUGGGAAGUAUAUGAUCAAGGUAGAGAAUGAUCAUGGAGUUGCUUCUGCAUCCUGUGAAGUCAAUGUGCUUGAUGUACCUGGACCUCCAGUUAACUUUGUUUUUGAGGAAAUCAGGAACACAUCAAUCCUAUGCAAGUGGGAUCCACCUGUAGAUGAUGGUGGUAGUGAAAUCCUGAACUACAUCUUAGAGAAAAAAGAUAACUCCAAAGCUGAAAUUGGAUGGGUUACUGUGACUUCAACUCUAAGAGUCUGUAAAUUCCAAGUGACCAAACUGAUUGAAGGAAAACAGUAUAUCUUCCGGAUCACAGCUGAAAACAAGUUUGGGCCUGGAGCACCAUGUGUGUCAGCUCCACUGGUUGCUAAAAAUCCAUUUGAUCCACCUGAGGCCCCUGACAAGCCUGAAAUUGAAGAUAUCACUUCCAACAGCAUGCUUGUUACCUGGAAAGAGCCAAAAGACAACGGUAGCCCUAUUGUGGGUUACUGGGUUGAGAAACGUGAAAUUAACAGCAAACACUGGGCUAGAGUUAACCGAAAUCUGAUCAACACACUUGAACUGAAUGCUGAAGGUCUGACUGAAAGCAUGACAUAUAUCUUCAGAGUCUGUGCUGAGAAUGCAGCUGGACCUGGGAAGUUUAGCAUUCCAUCUGAUCCCAAAACUGCACAAGAACCUAUAUUGCCACCUGGUCCACCAAUUCCAAGGAUAGCUGAUACUUCUUGCUGUUCCAUUGAAGUGGCUUGGGAUCCUCCCAAGUACAAUGGUGGUGGAGACAUCCUUGGGUACCAUGUUGACAAGGUCCUAGCAGGAUCAAAUGAUUGGUCACGUAACACAGAGAGACCAUGUAAAAGCCAAGAAUUUACAGUAUAUGGAGUUAGAGAAGGUGCAAAAUACAUUAUUCGUGUCAUAGCUGUCAAUGCUGCAGGUGAAGGCCCCCCCGGCAUGACUGAACCUGCUAUAGUGAAAGAUCCACAAGAGCCUCCAGUUGUCGAGCUUGACUUGUCUUUGAAGAGUAAUGUUAUGAUCAGAGCUGGGACGACGUUGAGGCUGCCUGCACAUAUAACUGGCAGACCACCACCAUAUGUGAAAUGGACAAAGGACGAUGGUACACCUAAUAAAGACCGUGUUGCAAUUGAAGGUGAAGGCAAGGAAAGUGUACUUAUAGUCAAAAAUAUCACGAGGAAGGAUGAAGGCAAGUACCAGGUUAUUGCUGCAAACAGCAGUGGAACCAAAUCAGCAUGGACCAGAGUGGAAGUCUAUGACGUUCCUGGCCCUGUGCUUGAAUUGAAGCCUGUUAUUAUUACAAGAAAGUUGGUGAUACUAAAUUGGUCCGAUCCUGAGGAUGAUGGUGGAAGUGAUCUCACUGGAUUCGUAACAGAAAGACUGGACAAAAAAUCGCAAUCAUGGAGACAGCCCAUAGACACCUUUGCAUCUAAAUGUGAAAUUGGGGGUAUCGUUGAAGGACAAGAAUACAUAUUCCGUGUAAUGGCAAAGAAUAAACAUGGCUGUGGCCCUCCUGUGGUAUUGGAGCCUAUUCUUGCAGUUGAUCCAAAAGGUCCACCAACUUCACCAGAGAGAUUCAUGUACAUUGAAAGGACCAAGUCAUCCAUUACUCUGAAUUGGAAGCCACCCCGUAAUGAUGGAGGCUGUCCAGUUAUUGGCUACUAUAUUGAAAAGAAAAGGCAUGAUGAGCCUGCAUUUACACCUGCCAAUAAAGAACCCUGCAAGGAUCUCACUUUUACAGUAGAAAACCUCUUUGAGUUCCACACAUAUGAAUUUCGCGUGAAGGCAUUUAAUGAAAUUGGUGAAAGUGACCCUUCACUACCAUUGACUGCAGUAAUUCAAGAUGAUGAAGUUCCACCAGUUGUGACAUUGCUGAAGCGCUUCGUAGCGGAUGAAAUCAUUGUGAAGAGGGGAGAGCUCAUAGAAAUUCCGGCUGAGGUGACCGGUCUCCCAUUACCAAAGAUUGAAUGGUCAAAGGAUGAAGUUGUUAUUCCAAAACCAACUAAAACACUUUUAAUGGAAUCUGAGACAGUUCACAGAAUGAAAGCAAAUGCCAAGCUUAGCAUCCCCGAAACUGUAAGACAAGAUAAAGGCUACUACACAAUAACAGCUACAAAUGCUCUUGGAUCUGCUCAUCACACUAUCAGGGUUGAUGUACUAGACCGCCCAACACCACCUCGUAAUGUUGUGAUUUCUAACAUCAAAGCCGAAUCUUGCUAUCUUAACUGGGAUGCACCAGUAGAUGAUGGAGGCACUGAGAUUACAAACUAUAUUGUUGAAAGGAAAGAUAAAAGCAAAGAGACACCAGAGUGGGAAGCAGUGAAUAACUGUGUAAUCGACAGGAAAAUUGGGGUGUGGAACCUGGAAACUGAUGGCACCUAUCAGUUCAGGGUCAAAGCUCAGAGCAAGUAUGGUAUCAGUGAUGCUUGUGAAUCAGAAGAAGUUGUCACUAAGGAUCCUUUUAGACUCCCUGGUCCACCAGAGAAACCACAAGUUGCUCAGCACACAAAAUCCUCCAUGCUGGUUACUUGGGAACCUCCCUUAGAUAAUGGAGGAUCCACUAUUACAGGCUACUGGCUGGAAAAGAAAGAGAAACGAGGAGCAUACUGGGCUCGAGUAAAUAGAGCCCCUAUCUCAAAACGUGGUUUGAAAGGCUGGGAAUUCAGUGUUCCUCGUCUUAUUGAGGGUAUUGAGUAUCAGUUCCGUGUAAUGGCCUGCAAUGCUGGUGGAACUGGACCGCCAAGUGAACCAUCUGACCCAGCAUUAGCUGUUGAUCCUCUGUAUCCUCCUGGUAUGCCUUCUACCCCUGAGGUUGCAGAUAAAACCAAGAAUAGCGUCACUCUUACCUGGACACCCCCAGAAAAAGAUGGUGGCAGUCCUAUCAAAGGCUAUAUCAUUGAAAAACAGGACGAGGGUACAUCAGAAUGGACACGAGUAAAUGGGCCAGAUGCAUUGCAUCCAACCACUGAAUUCACUGUGCCAAAUCUGCCUGAGCUGAAGAGGUACAGAUUCAGAGUGAUUGCUGUCAAUGACAUUGGCGAAUCUGAGCCUAGCCCCAGAACCACAGAAGUUCUGAUCAAGGAGCUUCAAGAGGAGCCUACUAUCUUUGUUGAUGUCAAUGCACUUGAAUUAAUGUCCUGCCGGGCUGGCUCCAUUAUCAAGAUUCCUGCAACAUUCAAUGGGCGUCCUACCCCAAAGGUUUCAUGGGAGUUUGAAGGGGGUGCAAAGACAGAAACGAAAGAUCGGCUUCAUGUUCUUCCUGUGGAUUCAGAGGUUCAAUCCAGUGACACAUCUUCAACCAUUACAAUAUAUGACUGCAAAAGAAGCCAUUCAGGCAGAUACACCAUUACAGCCAAAAACAAAGCUGGACAGAAACUUGUUAAUGUCAGAGUGAAUGUGCUUGAUGUACCGGGAGCACCAAAAGAACUCAAAAUCACAGACAUCACAAGAAGCACAUGUAGGAUUACAUGGAAACUUCCUGAUAAUGAUGGUGGUGAGCGAAUCAAGAGUUAUUUCAUUGAAAAGAAAGCUGUUGGAACCAGUGCUUGGACAAAAGUCAACCUAGCUUGUGCAAGUCAGGCCUUUGUCGUCCCUGACCUUCUUGAGGGACAGGAAUACCUGUUCCGUGUCAGAGCAGAAAAUCGCAUUGGCAUGGGACCACCUACUGAGACCACAGAACCCGUAAAAGCCAGAGAUCCAAUUUAUCCUCCUGAUCCUCCCACAAAGCUUAAGAUUGACUUUGUGACUACGAACACAGUAACACUUACAUGGGCGCCACCCAAGAAUAAUGGUGGUGCUCCAGUGAAACACUACAUAAUUGAGCGUCUCAGCUGGGACACUAGUGGAACAGAAAAGGAGACUUGGAAACAAUGCAAUAAGCGUGAUGUUGAAGAGACCAUGUUCCAGGUUGAAGACCUCAAAGAAGGAGGAGAGUAUGAGUUCCGAGUCAAGGCUGUUAAUGAGGCUGGUGCAAGCAGACCCUCUGCUACUGUUGGACCAAUUGUUGUGAAAGACCAGACAUGUGCUCCUACAAUUGAACUCAAAGAAAUGUUGGAAGGGGAAGAGGGAUCUGAUAUCUAUAUUGUUGCUAAGAUUAAGGGUUGUCCAUUCCCUACACUGACCUGGCAGAAAGCUCUCAUUGAUAAAGCAGAAGACAAGACAGAUGUUCAUUAUGAUCAGCAUGUCAAUAAGCUUGUGUCUGAUGAUCGUUGCACAUUGCUGAUAAAACAAUGCAAAAGAGACGAUACUGCUGUAUACACAAUUGCAGCCUGCAACACUGCGGGCAAGGCUUCCAAGGAUAUAAGGGUCAAUAUCUUAGGGCGGCCUGGGCCUCCUAUUGGACCAAUUAAGUUUGAGGAAGUAUUUGCUGAAAGGAUUACUUUAUCCUGGAAUCCCCCAAAGGAUGAUGGUGGUUCAAAGAUUACUAACUAUGUUAUUGAGAAACGUGAAGACAACCGGAAGUCCUGGGUGCAUGUUUCCAGUGAUCCCAAAGAAUGCUUGUACACAGUUCAGAGACUAACAGAAGGGCAUGAGUAUGAAUUCCGUAUCAUGGCUCAGAAUAAAUAUGGAGUUGGGCCACCUCUAAACAGUGAACCUGAGAAAGCCAGAAAUCUUUUCACUGUUCCUGGUCAAUGCGAGAAGCCAACUGUUACAGAGGUGACAGCUGACUCUAUGAUAGUCAAUUGGGAAGAGCCAGAAUAUGAUGGCGGGUCUAUGGUCACUGGAUAUUGGCUGGAACGCAAAGAAACAACGUCUAAGCGUUGGACCAGAGUGAACCGUGACCCAAUCAGAAUCAUGCCCCUUGGUGUUUCACACACUGUAACUGGUCUAAUUGAAGGAUCUGUUUACCAGUUCAGAGUGAUUGCCAUUAAUGCGGCAGGAUGUGGACUUCCAAGUGUGCCAUCCGAUCCAGUCUGUGCCCGAGACCCCAUUGUACCACCUGGACCUCCUACUCCAAAAGUAACUGACUGGACCAAAUCAACAGUUGAUGUGGAAUGGAUUCCACCACUCAAUGAUGGUGGAUCAAAAAUUAUUGGAUACUUUGUUGAGUACAAAGAGGAGGGCAAAGAAGAAUGGGAAAAGGUUAAGGAUAAGGAAAUAAGAGGCACCAAAUUUGUGGUUUCUGGACUGAAAGAGCUUGGGCUUUACCGAUUCAGAGUUAGAGCAGUGAAUGCUGCAGGUGUUGGUGAGCCUGGUGAUGUCUCAGAAGUGAUUGAAGUCAAGGACAGGACAAUUGCCCCCGAGGUAGACCUGGAUGCCACAGUGAAGGAGAGGAUUGUUGUUCAUGCUGGUGGUGUCAUACGCAUCACAGCAUAUGUGUCAGGCAAACCAGCUCCACAGAUCACCUGGAACAGGGAUGAUAGUGUUUUACCAGAGGAAGCUGUUGUUGAAACUACAGCUAUUAGCUCAGCUUUGGUAAUUAAGAACUGUAAGCGGAAGCACCAGGGAAUUUAUACCUUAAGCGCUAAGAAUGAAGGAGGUGAACGAAGGAAGGCUGUUAUUGUAGAAGUGCUAGAUGUUCCUGGCCCAGUUGGUGUACCAUUCACAGGUGAAAAUCUUACAAAUGACUCCUGCAAGUUAACAUGGUUCUCACCUGAAGAUGAUGGUGGGUCAGCUAUCACUAAUUACAUCAUUGAGAAACGUGAAGCUGAUCGCAGAGGCUGGACUGCUGUGUCUUACACUGUAACAAGACAUAAUGCUGUUGUGCAAGGUCUUCAUGAUGGAAAGGCCUAUUUUUUCAGAAUUGCUGCUGAAAAUAUUAUUGGAUUGGGUCCAUUCAUUGAGUCAAGCAAGGAAGUACUUAUAAGGGAUCCUAUUUCUGUACCUGAGAGACCAGAAGUUCUGGAAGUCACAGCCAUCAAGAAGGAUUCAAUCAGUGUGGCAUGGAGACCACCUAAAUAUGAUGGAGGCUCUGAGGUUACAAUGUAUGUACUUGAGGCCCGUGAGUUGGGAAAAGAUCAAUUCACUCGUCUUACAACUGACAAGCUGAUGGAUAGAAAAUACACCUAUGAGGGCCUCAAAGAAGGUUCCAGCUAUGAAUUCCGGGUCAGUGCCGUGAAUGAAAUCGGGCAAGGCAAGCCUUCAUUCUCUACUAAACCAGUCACUUGCAAGGAUGCACUUGAACCUCCAAAGAUUGAUCUGGAUUUCUGCGAUAAACUUAUUGUUCGGGUCGGUGAGACUUGUACCCUCCAAGGUCGCUAUACAGGAAAGCCGUCUCCAACCAUUGAAUGGUCCAAAAAUGAAGAAGAAUUGAAAGAAGAUGACCAUAUCCAGUUCAAAAAUACUACUACAAGACUGUGCUUGAGUAUAACCAAUGCUAAGCGUGAACAUAGUGGCAAAUUCUCUGUAAUAGUGAAAAAUAGCAGUGGUUCCAGCAAAGGAUUCUGCAAUGUGAUUGUUGUUGACCGUCCACAGCCACCAGUGGGUCCAGUUAUUUUUGAUGAAGUUUACAGGAAUCAUAUGGUUAUUUCCUGGAACCCCCCUCUGGAUGAUGGUGGAUCUGCUGUUUCUAACUACAUUGUUGAGAAGAGAGACACAAACAGAGAUCUCUGGAUGCCUGUGACAUCGUCAUGUACAAGGACAACUUGUACUGUUCCAAAGCUAAUUGAGGGGAGAGACUACAUCAUAAGAAUUUGUGCUCAGAAUAUAUAUGGCAUUAGUGAUCCACUUCUUUCUAAGGAUAUGAAAGCCAAAGAUAUAUUCAGAGUCCCUGAGGCUCCAAAGCAACCUGUUGUGAAGGAAGUAUACAAAGAUUCUGCACUUGUGGCCUGGGAACAACCUCGUGAUGGUGGAAAGCCUAUCACUAAUUACAUUUUGGAGAAGAAGGAAACUAUGACAAGCAGAUGGACACGUGCAGUAAAAGAACGUAUAUACCCAGAACCUGAAUAUUUGGUACCAGACCUUCUUCAGGGAUGUGAAUAUGAGUUCCGUGUGAUGGCAGAGAAUGAAGUUGGUGUGAGUGACCCUAGUCCUCCGUCCAAACCUGUUUUUGCCAAAGAUCCAGUUGUGGUACCUGGCCCUCCAGAGCAACUAGAAGCGGCUGAUAAAACUAAGGAUUCCGUAACAUUGACCUGGCAGCGUCCUCGGUUUGACGGCAGGGGAAAAAUAUUUGGAUAUCUUGUAGAGUAUCAGAAGGCUGGUCAGGAGGACUGGAUAAAGGUUAAUCAGACUCCUGAUUCAUGCCAAGAGACAAAGUUUAAGAUUGUUGGUCUUUCAGAUGGUGAGCUGUACAGAUUCAGGGUCAUGGCAGUGAAUGCAGCUGGUGUUUCCGAACCGGCUGACAUCCCUGAACCAGUGAGAGCACAGGACAGACUUGAGCCACCUGAUCUCUUGGUUGAUGUUGGUAUGCCUCGUGAAAUUCGUGCCAUGGCUGGAACUCAUGUCACCAUUCGUGUUGGAAUAAAGGGAAUACCAUUCCCCAAAGUCACAUGGAAAAAGAAUGAAGCAGAUGUGCCUACAAGAGCUGAUAUUAAAGUAACUGGUGUUGGAAGUAAACUGGAAAUGCGCUAUUGCCUGCGUUCUGACUCUGGUGAUUACACAAUAACUGUGGAAAAUCCAGCUGGGUCAAAAACAGCCGCAUGCAAAGUUCUUGUAUUAGAUAAACCUGGUCCUCCUCAGAAUCUGAAAGUGUCUGAGGUUAGAAAUGAUUCAGCAUAUCUUUCCUGGAAGGACCCAGAAGAUAAUGGAGGAGCUCGAAUUUCCAACUUUGUAGUUGAGAAGAAAGACAUUGCAUCUGCGCAGUGGGUGCCUGUGUGCUCUUCAUCUAAAAAACGUAGUAUUACAAUUAAACAUUUAAUAGAGGGCACUCAAUAUAUGUUCCGUGUUGCUGCUGAAAAUCAGUUUGGCAGAAGUGAAUAUGUUCAAACUACAAAACCCAUUAAAGCUAUGGAUCCUUUAUUCCCUCCUGGUCCACCAAAGAAUUUGCACCAUGUGGAUGCUGAUAAAACUGAAGUCUGGCUUCAGUGGAACUGGCCAGAUCGCACAGGUGGUAGUGAUAUUACUGGUUUCUUAGUUGAGUACCAAGAGGAGGGAGAAAAAGACUGGAUUACUUUCAAAACUGUUAGCAUUCCUGAGUGCCAUGUUACUGGACUUGAGGAGGGAAAAACCUACAGAUUCCGAGUGAAAUCAGAGAAUGCAGUCGGUUUGAGCCGUCCUGACACCACAGUACCAGUCCUUUGUCAAGAGAAACUUGUGCCACCUAUCGUUGAGGUUGACGUGAAGUUAAUUGAAGGUAUAAUUGUAAAAGCUGGAAGCACAAUCAGACUGCCUGCAAUAAUGAGAGGAUUGCCAAUCCCCACUGCUAAGUGGGUCAUCGAUGGCACUGAAAUCAAAACUGAACGCAAUGUGAAAGUUGACACUGAUCACUACUCAACUGUACUAACCAUUAAUGAGUGCACAAGAAAUGACACAGGAGUUUAUCUUCUUACAGUGUCAAAUGCUGCUGGAAGCAAGACUGUUGCUUUGCAUGUAACAGUACUUGAUGUCCCAGCACCGCCCAUUGGCCCAGUCAAAAUACUUGAAGUUACUCCAGAGUACAUGGUCAUUGAGUGGCGCCCCCCAAAAGAUGAUGGUGGAAGUCCAGUUAUGAAUUACAUUGUUGAAAAAAGAGAAUCUAACAAAGAGACAUGGGGAGGAGUCAGUUCUGGCAGCACCAGUACAAAAGUUAAAAUCCCACGUUUACAGAAGGGCUGUGAAUACAUUAUGCGCAUUCGUGCAGAAAACAAGAUCGGCAUUGGUGCACCACUUGAAAGUGCACCAACUGUUGCCCAACAUAGCUUUGAGCCUCCUGGCCAUCCAGGAAAACCAAACACAUCUGAUGUCACAGAGAAUGCUGUAACUGUGAGCUGGACCAUUCCACUGUUUGAUGGCGGUAGUCCAAUUAGUGGGUAUAUAAUUGAGCGUAGGCACAAGGCAGGAAAAUGGAUUCGUGUGAACAAGACUCCAAUUCAAGAUCUCAGAUAUAGAGUACUUGGACUUUUUGAAGGGAACAGUUAUGAAUUUAGAGUUUUUGCAGAAAACAUAGCUGGCUUCAGUGGACCUUCUCCAGUGUCAGACCCUGUUAAGCCAUCUCGUCCAAUCACAGUACCUGGUCCUCCAGUAAACCCUAAACUGAAGGAUUGGAGCAGUUCCUAUGCUGACUUAGUUUGGACUAAGCCUACAAGAGAUGGAGGUAGCCCAGUCUUAGGAUAUAUUGUUGAAUGUCAAACGUCAGGUAGUACUGAAUGGACCAGAAUAAAUAAGGAUGAUCUUAUUAAGCAGUGUGCAUUUAGAGUACCAGGAUUAACUGAAGACACUGAGUAUAGAUUCCGUGUUAGAGCGUCAAAUAUGAUUGGUGAUGGAGAACCCAGAGAACUCCCUGAAUCAGUUGUGGCUAAGGAUAUUCUUCUUCCACCAGAGAUUGAUGUUACUUCCCAUGACCGAGUCACUGUAAGGGUUGGACACAAUAUUAAUCUUAUGGCUUAUGUUAAGGCAAGACCUGAUCCACAGAUUGCCUGGACCCAUGAUGAGAAGGUUUUAGAAAAAGACAAACGCACAGCAAUAAAUAUCAACUUCCCUCUUGUUCAUGUUUUCAUCAAAGAAGCAACAAGAGCAGAUCAUGGAAGUUAUAUCAUAAAAGCAACAAAUGAUAGUGGUGAGGCACAAGCUACUAUAAAAGUGAAUGUACUUGACAGGCCUGGACAUUGUCGUGAUCUGAAGGCUACAUAUGUAACCAAAGAUUCUUGUAUGAUAUCUUGGGAGAACCCAGUGGACAAUGGAGGCACUGAGAUUACGAAUUAUAUUGUUGAAUGUCGUGAACCUAGCCAAAGAGCUUGGACAAUGAUUUCGUCUGAUUGCACUAAUCGUCUAGUUAAAGCAAAACUAAUGGAACAUCAUGAAUAUUUCUUCCGAGUUUGUGCAGAAAAUAAAUGUGGUCCUGGUCCCACAACUGAGACAAAGACACCAAUACUUGCAAUUGAUCCAAUUGAAAAACCAGGUGAACCAGAAAACUUCCAUAUUACGGACAUUGGAAAAAAUUUUGUCUUCCUAAAAUGGAGAAAACCAGAUUAUGAUGGUGGGAGCCCAAACCUUGGCUACCAUCUGGAAAGGAAAUCAAAGGAUUCUGAGGAAUGGGAAAGAUUGCAUAAGGGUAUUAUAAAAGAAACAUAUUUCAUGGUUGACAAAUGUAUCGAAAACCAGAUAUAUCUGUUCAGAGUACAAACUGUAAAUGAAGGAGGGGAAAGUAAUUGGGUAAAGACAAGUGAAGUUCUUGUUAAAGAAGAAAUACAAAAACCAGUACUUGAUGUGAAGUUAGCUGGAAUACUUGUUGUAAAGGCUGGCGAGUCAAUAAGAAUUAAAGCUGGUCUCAGAGGAAAACCACAGCCAGAGGUUAAAUGGGUUAAAGACAAAGAUACAGGGGAUUUCAGCAAAAAUCCAAGACUUCAUGUUGAAACUGGGGCAGAUUACUCCAAGUUCCUGUUAACUAAAUCCAAACGUGAAGACUCCGGAAAAUAUGUAAUUACUGCCACAAAUUCUGCUGGAAACUUUACUGCAUAUGCUACUGUAAAUGUCCUUGACAUACCUGGACCUGUUCGAGAUCUAAAAGUAUCUGGAAUAUCAGUAGACAGAUGCAGAGUGGUGUGGGAUCCCCCUGAAGAUGAUGGUGGCUGUGAGGUUCAAAGUUACAUUUUAGAGAAAUGUGAAACAAGGAGAAUGGUGUGGUCCACUUACUCAGCAUCAGUCAUAACUAACUAUGCCAAUGUGACUCGUCUGGUCGAAGGAAAUGAAUACAUCUUCAGAGUACGAGCAGAAAACAAGAUGGGAACAGGUCCUGCAGCAGAGACCAAACCCAUUAUUACCAGAACACAAUUUAACAGACCUGGUCCACCAGACCCACCAGAGGUCACUAAAAUUGGAAAAGAGGAAAUGACAGUUGUAUGGGCUCCUCCUGAAAAUGAUGGUGGGAAAUCCAUUACUGGAUACAUACUUGAAAGAAAGGAAAAACGAGCUGUCCGCUGGGUUCCAAUAACCAAGAGUCCAAUUCCAGAAAGACGUAUGAAAGUAACAAACUUGAUUCCUAACCAUGAAUAUCAAUUCCGUGUCAAGGCUGAAAAUGAAGUUGGACUGGGAGAUCCUAGCAAACCUUCAAGACCCGUUGUAGCUAAGGAUCCAAUCGAGCCUCCUGGUCCUCCUGGCAGUUUGAAGGUGGUUGACAGCACAAAGACCUCAAUCACACUUGGGUGGGCAAAGCCAGUUUAUGAUGGUGGUGCUCCCAUAAUUGGAUAUUUUGUUGAAAUGAGACUGAAGGGAGAAAGUGAUAAUCCAGAAGAAGGCUGGAAGAAGUGCAAUGCUGGCACACAACUGGUUCUGACUGAAUUUACAAUCCCAAAUCUGGAUGAAAAACAGGAGUAUGAAUUCCGUGUCUGUGCACAAAACCAGGUUGGCAUAGGCCGCCCUGCAACUCUCAAGGAUGCUGUGUUUCCUAAAGAGAUACUUGAGGCACCAGAGAUUGAUUUGGAUGCUAGCCUUAGAAAGGGUCUGACUGUUAGAGCAGGUUGCCCAAUCAGACUUUGCGCCACAAUUAGAGGAAGACCUUCACCCAGAGUUACCUGGAAAAGAACGGGUGUUGAUAAUGUUGUGCGAAAAGGUCAUGUGGAUCAAAUUGAUACUAUGACCUUCCUCGUCAUCCCUGAAAGUACACGUGAGGACUCUGGAAAAUAUUCCUUGACACUUUCCAGCCCUGCUGGGGAGAAAGCAGUCUAUGUGCAUGUCAAAGUACUGGAUACACCUGGACCUGUUGGAGGACUCGAAGCUUCUAAUGUGACAAAGACAUCUUGUCAGCUUUCUUGGUCCCCACCAGAGAAUGAUGGUGGCAGUCCAAUCACAAACUACAUUGUAGAUAAACGUGAAGUCGACAGAAAGACCUGGGUUAACUUGACCAGUGAUUUAAAGAAGACAAGUUUCAAAGUCACCAGUCUUGCCCCUGGCAUUGAAUACUAUUUCAGAGUUACUGCAGUUAACAAAUAUGGUAUUGGUGAGCCCAAAGAUUCUCCAAAAUCCUAUUUAGCAAAAGAUCCUAUCAGUGAGCCUGAUCCACCUAAAAAGGUUGACAUUCUGGAGAUCACAAAGAACAGUGCUGUGCUGGGGUGGGUAAAACCCCUGAGAGAUGGAGGAGCUAAAAUCAAUGGGUAUGUUGUGGAUUACCAGGAAGAUGGUCAGCCAGAAGACAAAUGGACACCAUACUCUGUUGUCAAAGAUUUAAGCAUUGUUGUUGUUGGGCUAAAGGAAGGAAAGAAGUACAAAUUUAGAGUUGCAGCUAGGAAUCCAGUGGGUUGCAGUUUGCCAAGGGAAGUUGAAGGAAUGUAUGAGAUAAAAGAGCAAUUGUUGGCACCAAAGAUCCUUAUGCCCGAUGUGGUAACUGCCAAAGCUGGUUCAAAACUGAAGGUGGAAGCUGUCUUGUCUGGAAAGCCAGCACCGUCUUGUAAAUGGAUGCAAGGAAAUGAGGAUCUUGUUACAUCUAAACGGAUAUUUGUAGAAAAAUAUGCGAACUGUUGUAUACUUAUUAUUAAAGAUGUCUCAAGAAAGGACAGUGGCUACUACAGUCUUUCUGCUGAAAACAGCACUGCAAAGGUCAACCAGAUACUAAGAGUGAUUAUAAUGGAUAUUCCUGGUCCCCCAGAGCCACCCUUUGAGAUUACUGAGAUUGACAUUGAUGACUGUACUCUUUCUUGGCAUACACCAAGAGAAGAUGGUGGAAGCAACAUCACUAACUAUGUGGUUGAGAAAUGUGAUGUGAGCAGUGGAGACUGGGUCACUGCAGUUACCUCCUGCACCAGUACUUCCUGCAAAGUAGGGAAACUUACACCUGGAAAAGAGUACUGCUUCCGUGUUCGUGCAGAAAACCGCUUUGGUAUCUCAGAACCUAUUGUGUCUCAGAAGAUGAUUGCUCAAUAUUCUUUCGAUGUGCCUAGUGAACCAAGGAAUUGUCAUGUCAAGAAAGUCAACAAAGACAACAUGUUGGUAGCUUGGGAAAGACCAGCAACUGAUGGUGGCAGCCCAAUUAUUGGUUACUGUAUUGAACGUAAAGAGAGAAAUAGCCUUCUUUGGGUUAAGGCUAAUGAAACAGUUGUUCGUGGUACUGAAUACUCAUGUUCCGGACUAAUAGAAGGAUUAGAAUAUACCUUCAGGGUAUCUGCUCUUAACCUUGCUGGACAAGGCAAACCAAGCAAACAAACAGACUUCAUCACAGCAAGAACACCAGUUGAUCCACCAGGAAAACCAGAAGCUAUUGAUGUUACCAAAAAUUCAGUGUCUUUGGUAUGGAGUCAGCCAAAGCAUGAUGGUGGUAGCCGGAUUGUGGGAUAUUAUGUUGAAGCUUUGAAGCUUCCAGGCGAGAAAUGGGUACGCUGCAAUGCAAGCAGCCGAGAUGUAACCAGAGAAGAAUAUAUUGCAACAGGACUGGAUGAAGGGUCCCAGUACCAGUUCAGAAUAAUUGCCAAGACUGCAAUAAACCUCAGUUUACCAUCUGAACUUUCUGAUCCAAUUGCUGUGAUUGCAGAAAAUGUUCCACCAAGAGUAGAAAUCGGACUUCAUAUGAAGAGCCUCAUAACAGUAAAAGCUGGAGCCAAUGUUUGCUUAGAGGCAGAAGUUUUUGGAAAACCAAUGCCAAAGGUUACAUGGAAGAAGGAUGGUCAGCUGUUGAAACUUGCUGAAGGGAUGAAGUUUUCCCAGAAGAGACAUCUUUUUCUCCUUGAAUUAUUCUCAGUAACUAGAAAAGAGUCUGGAGAGUACACUAUUGUGGCAGAAAAUGCAAGUGGCUCAAAAUCUGGCAACAUUAAGCUAAAGGUUCUGGACAAACCCGGCCCACCAUCAUCUGUCAAGAUUGUGAAUGUGUAUGCAGAUCGUGUCAAGCUGAAAUGGGAUCCACCACUUUCAGAUGGAGGAUCAGAAAUCACAAACUAUAUUAUUGACAAACGUGAAACAAGCAGAGCAAACUGGGCUCAGGUCACAGCUAAUAUAAGUGGCCUGCUCACUGACUGCUCUGUAGAGAAACUGAUUGAAGGUCAUGAAUAUCAGUUCCGAGUCAGUGCUGAGAACAAAUAUGGAGUUGGAGACCCCAUUAUGACUGAUCCUGUUUUUGCAAAGAAUCCCUAUGAUGUUCCUGGACCUUGUGAGCCACCUGUUAUUACCAAUAUCACAAAGGAUCAUAUGACGGUUAGUUGGAAAGCACCUGCAGAUGAUGGGAAAUCCACCAUUCUUGGAUAUAUGGUUGAGAAGCGUGAAACCCAAGAUGUCAACUGGGCUAAAGUCAACAGAAAGCCAGUGAUAGAUAGAACCAUUAAAGCUGGCAAUCUUACUGAGGGAGCUGAAUAUGAAUUCAGAGUUAUUGCCUUCAAUAAAGCUGGUUUAGGCAAACCCAGUGAACCAUCUAAGGCUGCCUAUGCACUUGAUCCUUUGUAUCCCCCUGGACCACCAGCUUUCCCAAAAGUCAUUGACACAACUCACAGCUCAGUUACUCUGUCAUGGACAAAGCCUGCCUAUGACGGUGGUUGUGAAAUUUUGGGUUACCUAGUUGAGAGUAAGAGGGCAGAUGCUGAGGACUGGAUGAAGUGCAAUAUUCCUAAGAACCUCAAGGAGACUAAAUUCCUCCUUACGGGACUUAUUGACAAUACAGAGUACCAGUUCCGUGUGACUGCUGUGAACAAGAUUGGGUACAGUGAGCCAAGUGAUGUUCCAGGAAAACAUUUGGCAAAGGACAUAUUAAUUGCACCAGAAGCAGAACUUGAUGCAGAUCUUAGGAAGGCUUUGGUGCUCCGUGCUGGAGUCACAAUGAGACUCUAUGUACCACUGAGGGGCAGGCCUGCUCCUAAGGUAACCUGGGCUAAAAUAAAUGCCGACCUUAAAGAGAGACAAGGAAUCUUGAUCAAAACAUCAGAGUGGGACACACUGUUAUAUAUUGAGAAUGUGAACAGAUAUGAUGCAGGAAAAUAUUCCUUAACAUUGGAAAACAGCAGUGGAACCAAGACGUACACAAUUGUUGUUAGAGUUCUUGAUACUCCUGGACCACCACUCAACCUUAUUGUGAAACAAACUUCAAAGGACCAUGCAUCAAUUUCUUGGGACCCCCCUCAAAUUGAUGGUGGAAGUGCAGUGAAAAGUUACAUUGUUGAAAAGCGGGAUGCAGAGAGAAAAGCAUGGUCCACAGUAGCCACUGAUUGUCCUAAAACAUCUUUCAGGAUUCCUAAUUUGGAAGCAGGCAAAGCCUAUUGUUUCAGAGUUUUGGCUGAAAAUGAAUAUGGUAUUGGUGAGCCAUGCGAAACUUCAGGUGCUGUUAGAGCCUCUGAAAAACCUGGUCCAGUGACAGACUUGAAGGCUUUACUAGUCUCCAAAGAUUCAUGUACCCUUGGCUGGAAGAAACCAAUUACUGAUGGUGGGAGUCACAUCACUGCCUAUGUGCUUGAAAUCAUGGAAGGUGAAGAUAAGUGGAAAGUACUAGUGAAAUCUAAAAACAUGCAGUACAGUGCAAAAGAUCUUGAAGAAGGAAAGGGGUAUUCCUAUAGAGUGAAAGCAGUGAAUGAAGCUGGAGAAAGUGCACCAGUGGAAUUUACAGUUGUGGCUAAAGACGAAAUUGUUCCUCCAGACUGUGACUUAAGAGGUUUGCCAGACAUGUGCUAUGUCGCAAAGGAGGGAAGCACUGUUCGUCUAAAUAUCCCCAUCAUUGGUAAACCUAUACCUGUUGUCAUAUGGAAGAAAGGUGAAAAUCUAACUUUAACUGACAGCGGCAGAAUCUCUUUUGAGUCAACGGCAGCAAGCACAACUCUGUUGAUCCGUGACUGCCAGCAUAGUGAUGCAGAUAAAUAUACCAUCAUUAUAAAGAACAGUGCUGGAACAAAGGAAUCUGUAGUAAACAUCAAGGUGGUUGGAAAACCUGGAAUACCCACUGGCCCAAUCACGUUUUAUGAAGUCACAGCAGAUGCAAUCACGUUGGAAUGGGGUCCUCCUGUGGAUGAUGGUGGAUCAGAAAUAUCUAAUUACAUUUUGGAGAAGAGACACUCAACUGCUAACAAAUGGGUUACUUGUGCUUCAGCUAUACAGAAAACCACUAUGAGAGUCACACGGUUGCAUGAUGGAACAGAAUAUAUCUUUAGAGUUUGUGCAGAAAACAAAUAUGGAGUUGGUGAAUGGCUGAAAUCUGAUCCUAUUGUCGCUAAACAUCCAUUUGAUGUACCUGAUGCACCACUUCCACCAGAAAUUACAUUUAUACGGCAAGAGUCAGCAAUGCUGGUAUGGUCUGAUCCAAGAAACACAGGAGGCUCUCCUAUAACUGGAUAUCAUGUUGAAUUCAAGGACAGGAAUAGUUUGAUGUGGAAGAGAGCCAGCAAGACAGCUCUGAGAAUGAAAGAGUGUAGAGUGACUGGCUUAACUGAAGGUCUUGAGUAUGAAUUUAGAGUCAUGGCUAUAAACAUGGCAGGUAUUGGAAAACCCAGCAGACCUACGGAGCCUCAGGUUGCACUGGAUCCAAUAGAUCCACCUGGAAAACCAGAUGUGAUUAGCAUAACAAGAAGUUCAGUUACACUUAUGUGGACUGCACCAAAAUAUGAUGGUGGUCACAAACUAACAGGAUAUAUUGUUGAAAAAUGUGACGUCCCUGGAAAGGUCUGGAUGAAAGCUAACCAUGUAAAUAUUCAGACUUGUGCAUUCACAGUGACAGACUUACAGGAGGGCAGCAAAUGUGAAUUCAGAGUAAGAGCAAAAAAUGCAGCAGGAGCAAUUAGUCCUCCAUCAGAGCAAACCGACAUUCUUGUGUGUAAGGAUGAAUAUGAGCCACCGACUAUUACUAUUGAUCCAGAUGUGAAGGAUGGUCUCACUGUUAAAGCUGGAGAAACUAUUGUAAUAAAUGCAACAAGCAUCCUUGGAAAACCUCCACCAACUUCUGUAUGGUCUAAAGGGGGAAGAGAGCUUAAGCCAUCAGAUGUCUGUCAGGUUAUAAGUACACCAACGUCAUCUGCCCUAUCAAUUAAGUAUGCAAGUAGAAAGAACACUGGGGAAUAUACUAUUACUGCAAGUAAUCCAUUUGGAAUCAAAGAAGAACAUGUGAAAGUAAAAGUUUUGGAUAUUCCUGGACCUCCUGGUCCCAUUGAAGCCAGCUCUGUGUCUGCUGAAAAAGUCACUUUAACAUGGUUGCCGCCAGAUGAAGAUGGAGGAUCUCCAAUUAAAUCCUACACUCUAGAGAAAAGAGAAACCAGUCGACUGCUUUGGACUAUGUUAGCUGAAAAUGUUAUGGAUUGCCGAUUUGUUGCAAGCAAAUUAAUCCAAGGCAAUGAAUAUAUCUUCCGUGUGUCUGCUGUGAAUCAGUAUGGCAUUGGAGAUGCAACUCAAUCAGGUCCUGUGAAAAUGGUGGAUAGUUUUGGUCCACCAGGACCACCUUCAAAACCAGAAAUUGACAAUGUAAGUAAAAGCACUGUGACUAUUUCCUGGAAGAGACCAAUUAAUGAUGGAGGAAGUGAUAUCCUGGGCUACAGUGUUGAAAGAAAAGAAAGAAGAGGUCUGAGAUGGGUUAGAGCAUCGAAAAAAUCUAUCUCUGACCUCCGUUACAAAGUACAAGGCCUCAGUGAAGGAGUUGAAUAUGAAUUCAGGGUGACAGCAGAAAACAAGGCUGGCUUUGGAGAACCAAGUGACCCAUCUCAGCAUGUGAUGACCAAGGAUAUAGCAUAUCCACCAGGGCCUCCAUCCAAUCCAAGAAUUGCUGAUACAACUAAAACAACUGCGACAUUCAAGUGGGGCAAACCACAUUAUGAUGGUGGAUUAGAUAUUACUGGGUAUAUUGUUGAGCACAAAAAAGAAGGAGACGAUGAUUGGAUUAAAGAUACAACAGGCACUGCGCUGAGAAUUACUGAAUUUGUUGUUGCAAACUUAAAGCCUGGUGUAAAAUAUAGUUUCAGAGUCAGUGCAAUUAAUAAUGAAGGUAUAGGAGAGCCAGCCCAAGUGGAAGAACUUGUUGAGGUUGUAGACCGUGAAGAAAUUCCAGAUUUUGAACUUGAUGCAGAACUAAGGAGAACUCUAGUUGUUAGGGCAGGAGGCUCCAUACGUAUUUUUGUGCCAAUCAAAGGUCGUCCAACACCUGAGGUCACCUGGAAGAAAGAAGACAUACUGCUUAAGGGCCGUGCACACAUUGAUACCACAGAGUCAUACACUCUUUUAGUUAUUCCAGAUUGUACAAGAAACGAUGCUGGGAAAUACAUCUUGACUUUAGAAAAUGUUGCUGGGACAAAGACUGGAUUUGUGAAUGUAAGAAUUUUGGAUUCUCCAGGACCACCUAUCAACUUGAAGCCAAGAGAAAUUACCAAAGACAGCAUUACUCUUCAGUGGGAAAUCCCCAUUAUUGAUGGUGGCUCAAAGAUUACUAACUACAUUAUUGAGAAGCGGGAUGCCACUCGAAAAGCAUUUUCAACUAUCAUCACAAACUGGCAGAAGUGUUCAUUUAAAGUUCCAAAUCUGACAGAGGGCUCUGAAUAUUAUUUCAGAGUAACAGCUGAAAAUGAAUAUGGUAUUGGGGAACCAGCUGAAACUUCUGAACCAAUCAGAGCAUCUCAAGCUCCCACAGCUCCUGAAAACCUUAAUGUCACAGAAAUUGGUAAGGAUUAUGCCACUCUUACAUGGACAAAACCAAAACAUGAUGGUGGCAGUAGAAUUACAGGAUAUGUACUAGAAGCUCAAAAGAAAGGUGCAGAGCAGUGGUCUCAUCUGACAACAGUGAAAGCUCUUGACUACACAGCAUCACAUUUAAGUGAAAAUGAAGAAUAUGUGUUUCGCAUUAUGGCUGUUAAUGGCUGUGGAAGAAGUGAUCCUCGUGAAAGCAGACCUGUUUUUAUUAAGGAACAAACAACAGUGCCUGCAUUUGACCUACGUGGAGUAUACCAGAAAUUAGUCAUUGCCAAAGCAGGUGAUAAUAUAAAAGUGGAAAUUCCUGUUUUGGGUCGUCCAAGACCAACAGUAUCCUGGAAGAAAGAGGAUAAAGAUCUUAAACAGACACAAAGAAUAAAUACUGAAAAUACUACUACUUCAACUAUUUUGAAUAUAAGUGAGUGUAAAAUGAAGGAUGGUGGACAAUACUCAAUGACAGGAAAGAACAUUCUUGGGACAGUGACAGAAACUAUCACAGUUCAAAUUCAUGAUAUUCCUGGACCUCCUAAAGGGCCAAUUAAGUUUGAUGAAAUUUCAUGUGACUAUAUAACAUUGUCAUGGGAUUCACCGGAGAAUGAUGGAGGAGUGCCCAUUAACAAUUAUAUUGUUGAAAUGAGGGAAACCACAGGCACAUCAUGGGUUGAACUUGCAGCAACAGUAAUUCGUACUACAUUUAAAGCUGCUCGUCUUACCACAGGAGUUGGGUAUCAGUUCCGUGUUAAAGCACAAAAUCGAUAUGGUAGUGGACCUUGUAUCGUAUCUGAUUCUGUGAUUGCUGCAUAUCCAUUUACAGUGCCUGGCUCACCAGGUAUUCCACAAGUUAUUGCUUUCACUAAAGAAACCAUGACUAUUACAUGGAAUGAGCCAAAUUCUGAUGGUGGUAGUCCUAUUUUAGGAUAUCACAUUGAAAGGAAAGAAAAGAACAGUAUAUUGUGGCAAAAAGUCAGCAAAGCCCUGGUAGUAGGAAAUAUUUUCAAAUCUACAGGACUCACGGAUGGAAUAGCUUAUGAAUUCCGUGUUGCUGCUGAAAACAUAGCUGGUGUGGGUAAACCAAGUAAGCCUUCAGAAGAAACAUUUGCUCUUGAUCCUGUGGAUCCACCUGGUCAACCAAUAGCAAUCAACAUAACUAGACAUGAAGUGACAGUUCAAUGGACAAAGCCUGAAGGUGAUGGUGGAUUCCCUAUAACCGGAUACACAGUUGAAAAGAAAGACUUACCAAAUGGACGCUGGCUUAAGGCAAACUUCGGUAAUAUUCUUGAGAGAGUAUAUACUGUAAGUGGACUGAAGGAAGACACAUCAUAUCAAUUCCGCAUUCUUGCUCGCAAUUCAGCUGGUGCUGUAAGUAAGCCAUCUAAACCAUCAGAAACAAUUACCUGCAGAGAUGACAUUGAGGAGCCAAAACUUUUAGUUGAUGCUAAGUUCAGUAAUGUCAUAGUGAUAAAAGCAGGGGAGGUCUUUAAAUUAGAAGCUGAAGCUACUGGCCGACCCUUACCAUCCAUGGUUUGGACAAAAGAAGGAAAGGAACUUGAGGACACAGCAAAAAUUGAAAUCAAAACAACUGACUUCAGCACAACUUUGACCAAUAAAGACUCCUUAAGAAGAGAUGGAGGUGCAUUCAUGUUGACUGCUAGCAACCCUGGAGGAUUUGCUAAACAUGUAUUUAAUGUUAAGGUUCUUGACAGGCCAGGUCCACCUGAUGGCCCACUUGCUGUUACAGAUGUCACUGCUGAGAAAUGUAUUCUGUCAUGGUUGCCACCUUCACAUGACGGUGGUGCGAAGAUUGAACAUUACAUAAUUGAAAAACGUGAAACAAGCAGACUUGCAUGGACAAAUGUAGCAUCAGAUGUACAAGUUAACCGAUUUAAAGUGACUAAGCUGCUUAAAGGAAAUGAGUAUAUCUUUAGAGUUAUGGCUGUUAAUAAGUAUGGAGUUGGUGAACCCCUUGAAUCUGAGCCAGUUAUGGCAACUAACCCAUAUGUGCCCUCUGAUCCUCCACAAACUCCUGAAGUAACAACUAUCACUAAGGAUUCAAUGGUCGUUUGCUGGGGGCAUCCCGAAAACAAUGGUGGAAGCAAUAUUUCCAAUUACAUUAUUGAAAGGAGAGACAAAACUGGUCUCCGUUGGGUUAAAUGCAACAAAAGAACAGUAACUGAUCUAAGGUACAAAGUAUCUGGACUGACACCAGGACAUGAGUAUGAAUUUAGAAUUAUUGCUGAGAACGCUGCAGGUUUAAGUGUACCAAGUCCCUGUAGUCCAUUUUAUAAAGCUUGCGACACCAUAUUCCAGCCUGGCCCACCUGGAAAUCCAAGAGUGCUAGACACAACUAAGUCAUCAAUUACUCUUGCAUGGAAUAAGCCAGUAUAUGAUGGUGGAUCAGACAUUACAGGAUAUAUUGUUGAAACUUGCCUUCCAGAGGAAGAUGAAUGGACAAUUGUUACUCCUAAAGAAGGACUAACAUUGACAUCAUUUACAAUUACCAACUUAAAAGAAAAUCAAGAAUACCGAAUCAAUAUUUCAGCCAUUAACUGUGAGGGAGUCGGAGAACCAGCAUCUGUUCCUGGAUCACCAAAGGCAGAAGACAGGGAGAUUCCACCAGAAAUUGAGCUUGAUGCAGACCUUCGGAAAGUUGUCAACAUCAGAGCUUGUGGCACACUAAGACUGUUUGUGCCUAUAAGAGGAAGACCUGCUCCUGAAGUGAAAUGGUCAAGAGAACAUGGAGAACCACUUGAGAGAGCAACUAUUGAGAGCACGUCAUCAUUUACAUCUGUAUUAAUUGAAAAUGUAAGCAGAGUUGAUAGUGGAAAGUAUGUUUUGACAGUGGAAAAUGGCUCAGGGAGCAAGACAGCCUUUGUUAAUGUCAGAGUACUGGAUACCCCUGGAGCACCACAAAACCUCAUGAUCAAAGAAGUCACCAAAGAAUCAGUAUCACUGAUCUGGGACCCUCCUUUAAUAGAUGGAGGCUCUAGGAUAAGAAAUUACAUUAUAGAAAAACGUGAAUCAACAAGAAAAGCAUACUCAACUGUUAGUACUAGCUGCCACAAAACAAGUUGGAAAAUUGGCCAGUUGGAGGAAGGAAGAAACUAUUUCUUUAGAGUUUUAGCUGAAAACGAAUAUGGAAUUGGUCUUCCAACUGAGACUACUGAGUCAGUCAAAGUUUCUGAAAAGCCCCUUCCACCAGGAAAAGUCACUCUUCAAGAUGUCUCAAGCAAUAGUGUGACACUGUCAUGGGAGAAACCAGACCAUGAUGGAGGCAGUAGAAUCACAGGGUAUAUUGUUGAAAUGCAAAGCAAAGGCAGUGAAAAAUGGACUGAGUGCUUGACUGUAAAAGUCAAUGAAGCAGUUGUUGCAGGUCUUACACAAGGUGAAGAAUACUUGUUCCGUGUAUCUGCAAUGAAUGAGAAAGGAAUAAGCGAUCCUCGCCAACUUAGUGUUCCUGUUAUUGCUAAAGAUCUUGUUAUUGUUCCAUCAUUCAAACUUUUAUUCUCCGCAUUCAGUGUUCUGGCUGGAGAUGAUUUGAAGGUAGAUGUUCCCUAUGUUGCUCGUCCCAAAGCAGCUGUCUCCUGGCAAAAAGAUGGUGUCGCUUUGAAAGAAACUACCAGAGUUAAUGCUGAGAUCACAGAAAGACAUUUGUAUCUUGUAAUCAAAGAGGCCUGCAGAGAUGAUGUUGGCCAAUACACCAUUAAACUUUCAAAUACUGCUGGAGAAGCAACAGCUGAAAUUAAAAUUGUCGUUCUUGAUAAGCCAGGCCCACCAACAGGACCGAUCAAAAUAGAUGAAGUCACUGCUGACAGUGUGGCUUUGUCAUGGGAGCCUCCAGAAUAUGAUGGUGGUUGUUCAAUCAACAAUUAUAUUGUAGAAAAGAGAGAUACCUCCACCACAAAUUGGCAGAUUGUGUCAGCAACUGUAGCUAGAACAACUAUUAAAGCUGCAAGGUUAAAAACUGGUACUGAAUACCAAUUCAGAAUUGCAGCUGAAAACAGAUAUGGAAAGAGUUCUGUUCUUGUUUCAGAGUCAGUUGUUGCACAAUAUCCAUUUAAGCUUCCUGGCCCGCCAGGAACACCUUCCGUGCAAUCCUCUACUAAGGAAAGCAUGGUAGUGAUAUGGAAUAAACCUUCAGAUGAUGGUGGAAGUAAGAUACUUGGAUAUCACCUUGAAAGUAAGGAAAGGAACAGUAUUCUUUGGGUUAAACAAAACAAGACGCUCAUUCAAGACACAAGAUUUAAAGUCACUGGUCUUGAAGAGGGUAUUGAAUAUGAAUUUAGAGUUUAUGCUGAAAAUAUUGUGGGAAUUGGUAAGGUUAGCAAGCAAUCAGAAAUACAUGUUGCAAGAGAUCCAUGUGAAUGUCCAGGCACUCCUGAAGCUGUUAUUGUCACAAGAAAUUCCGUUACUCUCAGAUGGACAAAGCCAGAGUUUCAUGGUGGAAGCAAAAUCACUGGAUAUCUUGUUGAGAAAAAAGAGCUGCCUGGUGGCCGUUGGAUGAAGGCCAGUUUUACAAGUAUAAUUGAUACUGAAUUUGUUGUGACAGGUUUAGUUGAGGAACAAAGGUAUGAGUUCCGUGUCAUUGCAAGAAAUGCUGCAGGUGUUUUCAGUAAUCCUUCAGAAAGUACUGGUGCAAUCACUGCAAAGGAUGAAGUUGAUCCACCUCGCAUUACCAUAGAUUCAAAAUAUACUCAAGCAAUUGUUGUAAAUGCUGGGGAGAACUUCAAGAUUGAUGCAGAUAUUUUUGGAAAACCUAUACCUACAGUCCAUUGGAUGAAAGGAAAUGAAGAACUAGUAAACACAGCUCGCCUUGAGAUUAAAAAUACAGACUUCACUACUACAUUGAGUGUAAAAGAAGCAAUUCGGGUUGACGGAGGCCAGUACACUCUAGUACUGAAGAAUGUUGGAGGAGAAAAAUCAGUUAAUGUCAAUGUCAAAGUCUUAGAUAGACCUGGGCCACCUGAAGGCCCAAUUUCCAUUUAUGGUGUGGCAAGUGAGAAAUGCUUCAUUUCUUGGAAACCACCACAGCAAGAUGGUGGCAGUGAUGUGACUCAUUAUAUUGUUGAAAGGAGAGAAACCAGCAGAUUAGUUUGGACUGUUGUUGAAUCUAAAGUACAGACUCUUAAUCUUAAAAUUACAAAACUUUUGGAGGGAAAUGAGUACAUCUUCCGUGUCAUUCCAGUAAACAAAUAUGGAAUUGGUGAACCACUUGAAUCUGAACCAGUGAUUGCAAAAAAUCCAUUUGUAACUCCUAAUGCACCAACAGCAGUAGAAGUUUCUAAUAUCACAAAAGAUUCAAUGGUUGUAACCUGGGAAAGACCCACUAAGGAUGGAGGAAAUCCAAUUGCAGGAUAUAUAGUUGAAAAACGUGACAAAGAAGGAGUUAGAUGGACAAGAUGCAAUAAGCGCUCAGUAAGCGAACUGCGUUUUAGGGUUACUGGACUACUUGAAAGUCGCAGCUAUGAAUUUAGAGUUUCAGCCGAGAAUGCUGCUGGAGUUGGAGCACCAAGCUCCUCAUCUGUUUAUUAUAAGGCCCUAGAUCCUAUUUUCAAACCAGGUCCUCCGAAUAAUGCUAAAGUGGCUGAUGUUUCACGGACAUCAGUUUCCCUUUCCUGGGGGAAACCAAUUUAUGAUGGUGGUUGUGAGAUUCAAGGUUACAUCGUUGAGGCAUGUGAGGUACCCUCUGAAGAAUGGACAAUGUGUACUCCUCCAUCAGGAAUCACGCAAACACACUUUGAAAUUAAAAAACUGCAAGAAAAACAAGAGUAUAAAUUCAGAGUUUAUGCUAUAAACAAGGCAGGUGUUGGUGAACAUGCAGAUAUCUCAGGAACAAUUGUUGUAGAGGAAAAGAUUGAAGCACCUGAUCUUGAUCUUGAUCCGGAAUUAAGGAAAAUGAUCACCGUUAGAGCAGGAGGAUCAUUAAGAUUAUUCAUUCCAAUUAGAGGACGACCUGUCCCUGAAAUCAAGUGGGAAAAAGCUGAUGGUGAGAUCAAGGAUACAGCUCAGAUUGAUACAACUAGUAGUUAUACAUCCCUCGUGAUUGAAAAUGUUGACAGGUUUGACAGUGGAAAGUAUACAGUAACUGCAGAAAAUGCUAGUGGAGUGAAGUCUGUCUUUAUCAGUGUCAGAGUACUUGACACACCAAGUGAACCCAUCAACUUCAAAGUGAAAGAGAUCACAAAAAGUUCUGUAACACUUACAUGGGAACCUCCUUUAUUGGAUGGUGGAGCUAAAAUUAAAAAUUAUAUUGUUGAGAAACGUGAAAGCACAAGAAAGGCCUAUUCAACUGUCAUCACAAACUGCCAUAAAAUGUCAUGGAAAAUUGAAGCACUUCAAGAAGGCUGCAAUUACUUCUUUAGAGUUCUUGCUGAAAAUGAACAUGGAAUUGGACUUCCUGCAGAAACACCCGAAUCUCUGAAAGUUUCUGAAGUCCCCCAGCCUCCGGGUAAAGUCACAGUUGUUGAUGUAACACGCAGUAGUGUUUCUCUUUCCUGGGAAAAGCCUGAGCAUGAUGGAGGCAGCAGAAUUCUUUACUAUGCUGUGGAAAUGCAAGCUAAGGAUGCUGAGAAAUGGUCUGUAUGUGCUCAAGUUAAAUCCCUGGACACUGUAGUAAGCAAUUUAGCCCAGGGAGAGGAAUAUGUGUUUAGAGUUAUUGCGGUCAAUGACAAAGGAAUGAGUGACCCUAGACUACUUGCUGUUCCAGUACAAGCAAAAGACGUUGUUAUUGCUCCAGAUGUCAGGUCCCCAUCCAGCAGUUACAGUGUACAGGUUGGCUAUGAUCUCAAAGUUGAAAUCCCUAUUGCUGGACGUCCCAAACCAAAUAUUAUUUGGACAAAGGAUGGCUCACCUCUUAAACAGACUACAAGAGUUAAUGUCAUUGAUACUCUACACCACACAAACCUAAGUAUAAAAGAAGCAACAAGAGAUGAUGAUGGCAUAUACACUAUCGCAGUUUCCAAUGUUCUUGGACAAAAGGAAACUACUUUUGAAAUCAUUACACUUGACAAACCUGGCCCACCAACUGGACCCAUUAGACUUGAAGACAUCAGUGCUGAAAGUAUCACAGUGUCUUGGGAACCACCAAAGUAUACUGGCGGCUGCCAGAUUUCAAACUACAUUGUGCAAAAGCGGGACACAACCACUACAAACUGGAUAGUCGUGUCUGCUACAGUUGCAAGAACUACUCUUAAAGUAACCAAUUUGAAAACUGGAGCAGAAUAUCAGUUCAGAGUAUUUGCAGAAAACCGAUAUGGCAAAAGUUAUGCUAUAGACUCUGAUCCUGUUGUUGCGCAGUACCCGUACAAAGAACCAGGUCCUCCUGGAACACCUUUUGUGGCAUCAGUCUCAAAGGAUCACAUGGUUGUGGAGUGGCACAAGCCAAUUUCUGAUGGCGGUAGUAGUAUAAUUGGGUACCAUUUGGAAAGAAAAGAGAAAAACAGCAUCCUUUGGACAAAGAUUAACAAAACACUUAUUCAGGAUACUCGCUUUAAAACAAGUCCUUUGGAAGAGGGUAUUGAAUAUGAGUUCAGAGUCUAUGCUGAAAAUAUUGUUGGAAUUGGUAGUUGUAGCAAAUUGUCUGAGGGCUGCAUUGCACGUGAUCCAUGUGAUCCACCAGGUAACCCAGAUGCUGUCUUUGUCAAUAGACAUUCAGUCAAACUGAAGUGGACAGAGCCAGAAUAUGAUGGAGGCAGUAUAAUAACUGGUUACAUUGUGGAGAAACGAGACCUGCCAGAAGGACGUUGGAUGAAAGCCAGUUUUACAAACAUUAUUGAAACAGAGUUUACUAUUACUGGUUUAACUGAAGACUGCAAAUAUGACUUUAGAGUUAUUGCAAAGAAUGCAGCUGGAACCAUUAGCAAACCAUCAAAGAAUACUGGAUCAAUCACUGCAAAGGAUGAAGUUGAAUCUCCAGCAUUUGAAACAGACCCAGAAUUCAACCAGGUUAUUGUUGUAAAUGCAGGAGAUACAUUUAAACUCUAUGCUGAUGUACGUGGAAAGCCAAUCCCAACAGCUCUGUGGUUCAAGGGUGAUCAAGAAAUGGAAAAUACUGCAAGAGCUGAGAUCAAGAAUACUGACCUCAAAGCAAUGAUUAUUGUUAAAGAUGCGAUAAGGAUUGAUGGUGGCCAGUAUACCUUGCAGUUAAUUAAUGUUGCCGGCAGCAAGACAGUCCCAUUCCAUGUCAAAGUACUGGACAGACCUGGACCAUCUGAAGGGCCACUUAGUGUUAGCGGAGUAACUUCUGAAAAAUGCACUCUGUCAUGGCUCCCUCCUUGUCAUGAUGGAGGUAGUAUGAUUUCUCAUUAUGUUAUUGAGAAGAGAGAAACAAGUCGUCUUGCUUGGACCGUAGUUGCUAGUGACUGCAGAGCUACCAUGUUUAAAGUAACUAAGCUUUUAAAAGGAAAUGAAUAUAUUUUCCGUGUAAUGGCAGUCAACAAAUAUGGUGUUGGUGAAGCACUAGAAUCAGCACCAGUAAUAAUGAAAAAUCCAUUUGUCCCUCCUGGGCCGCCACAAGAACUCGAAGUAACUAAUAUCAUUAGAGAUUCAAUGACUGUGUGCUGGACCAGACCAACAAGUGAUGGGGGAAAUGAAAUUGUUGGGUACAUUGUAGAGAAAAGAGACAGAACUGGAGUCAGAUGGACAAAAUGCAACAAGCGCAGAGUUACAGAUCUACGUUUCAGAGUAACAGGCCUGACAGAAGAUCAUGAAUAUGAAUUUAGAUUAUCUGCUGAAAAUGCAGCAGGAGUUGGUCAACCAAGUCCACCAACUGUAUACUAUAAAGCCUGUGAUCCAAUGUUUAAACCUGGUCCACCAACUAAUGCAAUACUGGUUCACACCACUAAAAAUUCAAUUUCAAUAGCAUGGAACAAACCAAUUUAUGAUGGGGGGAGUGAGAUUCAGGGAUACGUUGUGGAGAUCUGUAAAGCUGAAGAGGAAGAAUGGAUUGCAUGCACACCACCAACUGGCCUGCCUAUCAAUACAUUUGAAAUAACCAAACUUAUAGAACAUCAAGAAUAUAAAAUUCAAAUAUGUGCCAUCAACAGGAUAGGUGUUGGUGAACCAGCAGCUAUUCCUGGCAUUGUAAAGCCUGAAGAUAAAAUGGAGGCACCAGAAAUUGAACUUGACUCUGAACUACGAAAAGGUGUUGUGGUGCGUGCUGGAGGUUCCUUGAGAAUCAAUAUACCUUUCAAAGGUAAUCCAAUCCCAGAGGUGAACUGGUCUAAAGAUGGAGAGAUAUCUGAAAAGGCACAAAUUGAAAAGGGUUCUGACUUUACCCAAUUAUCAAUUGAUGUAUGUGACAGAAAUGAUGCUGGAAAGUAUAUACUGAAUUUGGAAAACAACAGUGGAUCAAAGUCUGCAUUUGUGUCUGUUAAAGUACUGGAUACACCAGGAGCACCUGUGAAUUUUUCAGUGAAGGAUAUUACAAGGAACAGUGUAACUCUUGCAUGGGAACCACCACUCAUUGAUGGAGGUGCAAAGAUUAAGAAUUAUGUCAUUGAUAAACGUGAAUCAAACAGAAUUGGAUACUCCAAUGUUACUGCUAAGUGCACUAAGACAAGCUUCCGGGUAGUAGAUCUCAAAGAAGGUGCAAUUUAUUACUUUAGAGUUAUGGCUGAGAAUGAAUUUGGUGUUGGUCUGCCUGCUGAAACCCAGGAUGCAGUGAAAGCAGCAGAGAUCCCACUGCCGGUAGGAAAAGUCACAUUAACAGACGUGACUAAAACUAGCGUCUCAUUAGCAUGGGAGAAACCAGAAUAUGAUGGUGGCAGCAGGAUUAUAGGCUACUUUGUUGAAAUGCAGCCAAAAGGAACAGAGGAAUGGGUAGUUGCAACCAUAACAAAGGCAUGUGAAGGCACUGUUACAGGGUUAAGUUCUGGUCAGGAAUAUUUCUUCCGUAUCAUAGCCUACAAUGAUAAAGGAAAGAGUGAUCCAAGGCCAUUAGCUGCUCCUGUUAUUGCCAAAGACAUAACUAUUGAACCCAGUUUUAAACUAACAAGCAAUACUUAUAGUGUUCAGUCUGGCAAUGAUCUUAAAAUAGAGAUUCCAGUGUUCGGACGUCCAACACCAAAGAUCGUAUGGAAAAAAGACGGACAUUCACUGAAGGAGACAACUAGGGUUAAUAUUUCUAGUACAAUGAACUCAACAGUUCUUCAUAUUAAAGAAGCUAAUAGAGAUGACUGUGGCAAGUACACAGUGAUUGCCACGAACAGUGCUGGUGCAACAACAGAAGAGCUUGGAAUUAUUGUUCUUGAUAAGCCUGGUCCACCAACUGGACCUAUGAAAAUUGAUGAAGUAAGUGCUAAUUUUGUAACCAUUUCAUGGGAACCACCAGUUUACACAGGAGGCUGUCAAAUAAACAAUUACGUUGUUGAAAAACGAGACACAACUACAACAAAUUGGCAGACUGUGUCAGCAACUGUUGCAAGGACAACUAUCAAAAUUUGUAAGCUGAAAACAGGUUCAGAAUAUCAAUUUAGAGUUUUUGCUGAAAAUAGAUAUGGGAAGAGCACUUCAUUGGAUUCACCACCAGUUCUUGUAAAGUACCCUUUCAAGGAACCUGGUCCACCUGGUACCCCAUUUGUUUCCUCAGCAACAAAAGAUCAUAUGGUUAUUGAAUGGAAAGCUCCAAUGAACAAUGGAGGCAGUGCUAUUAUUGGUUACCAUAUUGAACGUAAAGAAAGAAACAGCAUUUUGUGGCAUAAGUUAAACAAUCUUCUCAUUACAGACACUCGAUUUAAGACAAAUGAUCUUGAAGAAGGCAUUGAAUAUGAAUACAGAGUAUAUGCAGAAAACAUAGUUGGCACUAGUGCUCCAAGCAAGGUCUCAGAAUGUGCUGUUGCCCGUGACCCUUGUGAUCCACCUGGCACUCCUGAAGCUAUAGUUAUCACUAGAAACCAUGUAACCCUUCAGUGGACAAUCCCACAAUAUGAUGGUGGUAGUAAAAUCACAGGUUAUAUUGUGGAGAAGAAAAAAUUACCUGAAGGUCGCUGGAUGAAGGCCAGCUUCACCAACAUUAUUGACACUGAAUUCACAUGCACAGGAUUAACAGAGGAAGAAAGAUAUGAGUUUAGGGUAAUUGCAAGAAAUGCCUCAGGCAUUUUAAGUGAACCGUCUGAAACCAGUGGACCAAUUACUGCUAAAGAUGAAAUUGAAGCUCCAACAGCUUCACUGGAUUCAAAGUUUAAGGAUGUUAUUGUCGUUAAUGCUGGGGAAACUUUUACCAUUGAUGCUGACAUUUUUGGAAAACCUCUUCCGGAUAUUACAUGGUUAAAGGAUGGAAUAGAAAUUGAUAAGACAACUCCAAGAAUGGAAGUUAAAACCACCAUCCAGCGAACAGUACUUACAGUAAAGGACUGCAUUAGAGUUGAUGGCGGACAUUAUGUGCUUCAUCUCAGCAAUGUUGGUGGAAUUAAAUCAAUACCAGUAAAUGUGAAGGUUCUUGAUAGACCUGGUCCUCCAGAUGGCCCACUAAAAGUCACUGGUGUAAGAGCUGAGAAAUGCUAUUUAUCUUGGGGUCAUCCUUCACAUGAUGGUGGUGCUAGUAUUUCUCAUUAUAUUAUUGAGAAGAGAGAAACUAGUAGGCUGUCUUGGACUGUAGUUGAACCUAAAAUCCAAGCUGUUAGUUAUAAAGUGACCAAACUUCUGCCAGGAAAUGAGUAUAUUUUCAGAGUUAUGGCAGUUAACAAAUAUGGAGUGGGAGAACCCCUUGAAUCUGAGCCUGUAGUGGCACGCAAUCCAUUCAAGCCACCAAGUGCACCCUCCAUACCUGAAACAAGUGCUAUAACAAGAGAUUCUAUGGUUAUCACAUGGGAGCGGCCAGAAGAUAAUGGUGGUUCAGAAAUUGAUAACUAUAUUCUUGAAAAACGUGACAAAGAAGGCAUCCGAUGGACAAAAUGCAAUAAAAAGAGACUGACUGAUUUACGAUUUAGAGUUACUGGACUUACAGAAGGCCACUACUAUGAAUUCCGUGUUUCAGCUGAAAAUGCUGCUGGUGUAGGACAGCCCAGUAAGGCAUCAGAACUUUACAAAGCUUGUGAUGCAACAUAUCCGCCUGGUCCUCCAAACAAUCCUAAAGUAACUGACCACUCAAGCACCACAGUGACCCUUGCCUGGAGCAAACCAAUCUAUGAUGGUGGUGCAUCCAUAAUGGGAUAUAUUGUAGAGAUGAAAGAAGUUUCUGAGGAUGAGUGGACCACAUGCACACCACCAACUGGUAUACAAACAACACACUAUACUGCAAAACACCUGAAGGAAAAUGCAGAAUACACCUUCAGGGUCUUGGCUGUCAAUGUUGAAGGAGUUGGAGAACAUGCUGAUGUCCCAGGCUCUGUGAUUGCAGCUGAAAAACUUGAAGCUCCAGAGAUUGAAUUAGAUGCUGAACUCAGGAAAAUAGUCACAGUACGAGCAAGUGGAACACUUCGUUUGUUUGUUACUAUCAAGGGAAGACCUGAACCUGAAGUCAAGUGGGAAAAAGCUGAUAGUCCAUUAGCUGAACGAGCACAAGUUGAAGUAACCAGCUCCUAUACUAUGCUUAUAAUUGACAAUGUCAACAGAUAUGAUGGGGGAAAAUAUGUUUUAACUCUGGAAAAUAACAGUGGCACAAAAUCAGCGUUUGUAAAUGUUCGAGUACUAGACUCCCCAAGUGAGCCUCUUAACUUUGAUAUUAAAGAUGUCAAGAGAAACUCAGUAACUCUUUCUUGGGAGCCUCCUCUCAUUGAUGGUGGAGCCAAGAUAGCAAAUUAUAUUGUAGAGAAACGUGAAUCUGCAAGAAUGGCAUACACUACUGUUACAAAUAACUGUGUCAGGAAUUCAUUUAGAGUCGAUGACUUACGAGAGGGAGGUGUUUACUAUUUCCGUGUAUUAGCUGUCAAUGAACAUGGUGUUGGUUUGCCAGCAGAAACUAAAGAUGCUGUUAAAGUGUCUGAAGCACCAUUAUCACCAGGUAAAGUCACACUUGUGGAUGUGACUCGAAAAAGUGUUAGUCUUUCAUGGGAGAAACCAGAUCAUGAUGGUGGCAGCAAAAUUACUUGUUACAUUAUCGAGAUGCAAACUAAAGGUAGUGACAAAUGGACUGUGUGUGCCACGGUUAAGGCUCUAGAAGCAACUAUUGAUGGCCUGACUUCAGGUGAAGAAUAUUUGUUUAGAAUUAUUGCUGUAAAUGACAAGGGAAAGAGUGAUCCAAAGCUACUUGGAGCACCUGUGAUUGCAAAGGACAUUCAAAUCGAACCUAUUAUCAAUCUCUUAUUCAACACUUACAGUGUGAAAGCUGGAGAUGAUCUCAAAAUAGAUGUUCCAUUUAGAGGCAGACCUCUACCAGAGGUCUCAUGGAAGAAAGAUGGCCAUCUAUUAAAGCAAACAACUAGGGUAAAUGUUCAAACAUCUAAGACCUCAAGUAAAAUUGUUAUUAAAGAUGCUGCCAGAGAGGAUUCUGGAAUGUAUGAAAUCACAUUAAGUAAUUCUAUUGGCACCAAAUCUGCUGAAAUUAGUGUCAUUGUCCUUGACAAACCUGGGCCACCAGGGCCAAUUAAAAUUGAUGAAGUUAGUGCUGAUAAUGUAUCAUUGUCUUGGGAUCCACCAGAAUAUGAUGGUGGUUGCCAAAUAAACAAUUAUGUGGUAGAAAAGAGAGAUACUACCACCACUGUAUGGCAAAUCGUGUCAGCGACAGUUGCCCGGACUUCAAUCAUAGUUUCCCACUUGACCCAGGGUUCUGAGUAUCAGUUCCGUGUUUGUGCAGAGAACCGAUAUGGAAAAAGCCACUUUGUUGACUCAUCAUCAGUUAUUGCUCAGUAUCCCUUUAUGCCACCUGGCCCACCUUCUGCUGUUCGAGUUACUGAUGCUACUAAAACCCAUAUGGCUGUUGCAUGGAAUAGACCAGCCAGUGAUGGUGGUAGUUCAAUACUUGGAUACCACUUAGAAUGUAAAGAACCCAGUAGCAUUCUCUGGACAAAGAUAAACCGAGGCCUUAUUACUGAUACACAAUUCAAAGUGACCAGCAUUGAAGAGGGCUUAUUAUAUGAAUUUCGCAUCUAUGCUGAAAACAUUGCUGGAAUUGGGAAGUGCAGCAAAGCCUCUGAAGCUGUGGCUGCAAGAGAUCCAUGUGAUCCUCCAGGUCAACCUACAGUGACAAAUAUCACUAGAACAACUGUUUCACUGUCUUGGACAAAACCUGAGUAUGAUGGUGGAGCUAUGAUUACGGGUUACAUUAUUGAACGAAAAGAACUUCCAGAUGGGCGGUGGCUGAAGUGCAAUUUCACCAAUGUCCAGGAAACAUUCUUUGAUAUUACAGGCCUUACAGAGGAUCAGCGAUAUGAUUUCCAUGUCAUUGCUAGGAAUGCAACUGGAUUGUUCAGUAAGCCAUCUGAGAACACAGGCCCUGUCACUGUAAAGGAUGAUGUUGAGGCACCAACUAUCAUGAUGGAUGACAAGUUUAGACAAUUAGUAGUUGUGAAAGCUGGAGAAGUCCUACAGAUCAAUGCAGAUAUAGCUGGUCGUCCUCAUCCAGUCAUUUCAUGGACAAAGGAUGGUAAAGAAAUUGAGGCUAAAGCUAGGGUUGAGAUCUCAUCUACAAACUUCAUCACUAACAUAACUGUCAAAGACUGCAUCAGAAGAGAUUCUGGACAGUAUGUAUUAACUUUACAGAAUGUUGCUGGUACAAGAUCCUUAGCAGUAAACUGCAAGGUGCUUGAUCGACCAGGACCAUCAUCAGGGCCUGUGGAAGUUACAGGCCUUACAGCUGAAAAAUGUACACUGAGUUGGGGACCACCUCAAGAAAAUGGUGGUGCAGAAAUUUCCCACUAUAUUGUUGAAAAGCGUGAAACAAGUCGCCUUACUUGGACAGUAGUACAUGGAGAGAUGAAAGCUACAACAUGCAAAGUCACUAAGCUUCUCAAAGGUAAUGAGUACAUAUUCAGAGUUCUGGGUGUAAAUAAAUUUGGAGUUGGUGAACCCCUUGAAAGUGAUCCUGCUAAAGCUAUAGAUCCAUUCACUGUCCCAUCACCACCCACAAACGUUGAAGUCACUAGUGUAACAGCUGAGGCAAUGACAAUCUGCUGGGAAAGACCUGCUUCUGAUGGAGGUAGUGAAAUUUGUGGUUAUGUAAUUGAAAAGCGUGAGAAGACAGGUCUGCGUUGGGUUCGUGUAAAUAAAAGGCCGGUGUAUGACCUAAGAGUUAAGGCUUCUAAUCUGCGGGAAGGAUGUGAAUAUGAGUACCACGUUUACGCAGAAAAUGCUGCUGGUUUAAGUCUUCCAAGUCACCCAUGUCCAUUAACUAAAGCAGAAGACCCACAGUUUUUACCAUCCCCACCAGCUAAACCUAAAAUAAUUGAUUCAACAAAGAGCUCCAUCACUAUUACAUGGAACAAGCCACUUUUUGAUGGUGGAGCACCAAUAACUGGAUACAGUGUUGAGUACAGGAAAACCGAAGAUGAAGACUGGGUUGUGGCGGUCCAAAAUACAAGAAACACUGAAUUUACUGUUGUAAGCCUUACAUCUGGAGCAGAGUAUGUGUUUGCUGUGAAAUCAAUCAACAAGAUUGGUCUGAGUGAUCCAAGUCCAGCUUCUGAUCCUCAAGUGGCAAAGGACAGAGAAGAUGAACCAGUUUUUGACAUUAGUAAUGAAAUGCGAAAGACACUAAUUGUUAAGGAUGGUAGCUCGUUUACUUUGACUGUGCCAUUCAAGGGAAAACCGGUGCCUAAUGUGAUAUGGAAUAAAGCAGAUGUAGAUCUCAGAGUAAGAGCUUCUAUUGAUACAAGUGAUACUUGCACAUCUAUAACAGUAGAGCAAGCAACAAGAAAUGACUCUGGAAAGUACACUGUGUCACUACAAAAUGUUGCUGGGACAUCCACUUUGACACUAGUUGUCAAGGUCCUUGACUCUCCAGGACCAGUUUCUCAAAUUGAUAUCAAGGAUGUCACAAAGAACUCUGCAACAGUGACAUGGGAUGCACCAGAAAAUGAAGGUGGUGCACCUGUGAAAAAUUACCAUGUUGAACUAAGAGAAGCGAGUAAAAUGGGAUGGACAAAAAUCACUGAUAAAUGCCACCGCUUGACUUAUAAAGUUACAGAUUUGCAGGAGGGAGGGGUAUACUACUUCAGAGUCACUGGUGAAAAUGAAUUUGGAGUUGGUGUUCCAUUUGAGACCAAAGAUGGAACAAAGAUUACAGAAAAACCAAGUCCACCUCCAAAGCUUGGAGUUACUGAUGUUACAAAGGACAGUGUCUCAUUAGCAUGGUGUAAACCAGAGCAUGAUGGAGGAAGCAGAAUCACCAGUUAUCUGAUAGAGGCUCUUGAAAAGGGCCAAGAGAAGUGGGUAAAGUGUGGCGUGGUCAAAUCCACCCACUAUACUGUCUGUGGUCUGAGGGAAAAUGCUGAAUAUUUCUUCAGAGUCCGUGCUGAAAACCAUGCUGGUCUAAGUGAAGCCAAAGAGAUGGUCUUACCAGUACUUGUAAAAGAUCAGCUUGAAUCUCCAGAAAUUAAUAUGAAAGAUUUCCCUCACAAUACUGUAUAUGUUAAAGCAGGAUCAAACCUGAAAUUUGAAAUUCCUCUUACUGGUAAACCUCUGCCAAAGAUUUCUAUAUCAAAAGACAAUGUUGUUCUGAAAUCAACAAUGAGAUUUAAUUCAGAAGUAACUCCUGAAGGUCUCAUUAUUUGCCUUCGAGAAAGUAUUGCUCAUGAUGCUGGAAGGUAUGACAUCACUGCCUCCAACACAAGUGGAACUACCAAGUCUUUUGUUAAUAUUGUGGUAUUGGACAGACCAAGUCCUCCGAUUGGUCCAGUGGAUAUUAGUGAUGUUACCGAAAGCAGUGUAAGUUUGAAAUGGCUUCCUCCCCUAUAUGAUGGUGGAAGCCCAGUGACUAACUAUAUUGUAUACAAACGUGAGACAACAACUGCCAACUGGACAGAAGUAUCAUCGGCAGUAGCAAGGGGUACUAUUAAGAUCAUGAAGCUGACAACAGGUGAAGAGUUUCAGUUCAGAAUCAAGGCAGAAAAUCGCUUUGGCAUCAGUGAUCACCUGGACUCUCUAGCUGUCAGAGUGGAACUGCCGUACACAAUCCCUGGAUCCCCAUCAACACCAUGGGUGACUUCUGUAACAAGAGAGAGCAUUACUGUCAAUUGGAAAGAGCCUGUCUCAGAUGGCGGAAGCCAUGUAUUUGGAUAUCACUUACAGAUGAAAGACAAAAACAGCAUCUUGUGGCAGAAAGUUAACAAAACUGUCAUCCGUGCUGCACAUUUCAAAGUCACAAACAUCAGCCCUGGCCUGAUCUAUGAGUUUAUGGUGGCAGCAGAAAAUGCAGCUGGCAUUGGAGAAUCCAGCAAAACUUCAGAUGCAGUACUUGCAAUUGAUGCCUGUGAACCUCCUAUCAAUGUGCGUAUUUCUGACAUUACAAAGAAUUCUAUUACCCUUGUCUGGGAAAAGCCUCCCUAUGAUGGUGGCAGUAAAAUCACUGGAUACAUUAUUGAGAGCAAAGAAUCACAGAAAGGAAGAUGGUCAAAGGCAAAUCUAAUGAAUGUUGCAGACACAAAAUUCACUGUGUCGGGUUUGACACAGGAUCAGUCCUAUGAAUUCAGAGUCUUUGCAAAGAAUGCAGUUGGUUCUGUAAGCAAUCCAUCACUUAUUGCCGGACCAGUCACAUGUGUUGAUACAUACGGUGCCCCUGAGAUUGACAUACCUCCAGAGUAUUUGGAUGUUGUGAAAUACAAGGCAGGAGCAGAUGUUCAUCUUAAGUUUGGAAUUAUUGCAAAGCCUCGACCAACAAUUGAGUGGUAUAAAGAUGGAAAGGAACUGAAACCAAGUGCUCAGCUAUCAAUUGUGAGCAGCAUGGAUGACUCUAGCAUUUUUAUCAAGGAUGCAAGUCGUGUAAACAGUGGCACUUAUGAAAUGAAAAUCAAGAACUCUUUGGGAUCCAUAUCUGCAACCGUCAGGCUACAGAUUUUAGACAAACCAGGACCUCCAGCUAGAACUAUACAAUUCAAGACUGUUACAGCAGAGAAGAUUACCAUAAUGUGGGAUCCCCCGACAGAUGAGGGUGGAGCAAUGGUCACCCACUACAUUGUAGAAAAACGAGAAACAAGCAGGAUUCUAUGGUCUAUUGUAUCUGAAAAACUGGAAGAAUGUAUCAUGUCUGUUCAAAACUUGAUUAAAGGAAAUGAAUACAUCUUCCGUAUCAGAGGUGUUAACAAAUAUGGAGUUGGAGAUCCUUUGGAGUCUGAGCCAGUUAUUGCAAGGAAUUCAUUUGUUCCUCCUGGAAAGCCCACCAUGCCUUCAGUCUCAAUGAUUACUAGGUCAACAAUGACAGUGGUUUGGGAGAGACCACAUGAUGAUGGUGGUAGUGAUAUUAAUGGUUAUUUCCUGGAAAAGCGUGAGAAGAAGAGUCUAAGUUGGUUUAAGGUCAUCAAAAAUCCCAUUCGUGACACAAGACAGAAAGUUACAAACCUUACAGAAGGGAAUGAAUAUCAGUACCGUGUCUGCGCAAUCAAUAAAGCGGGUUCAGGCCCAUAUUCAAAUGUGUCUGAUUUUUAUAAAGCAUCUGAUCCAGUUGACCCACCAAGUGAUCCUACUAAACUUAAAGUGGUUGACUCAACCAAAACAUCUAUUACCCUUGGAUGGGUGAAGCCUGUGUAUGAUGGUGGCAGUGAGAUUACAAGCUAUAUUGUUGAGCAAAGAAUGGCUGAUGAGCAAGACUGGCUUGUUAUUAGCUCCAGGGGUGAAGUGAGAACCACAGAGUAUGUUGUGCCUCACCUUAAACCUGGAAUCAACUACUUUUUCCGUGUCUCUGCUGUAAACUGUGUCGGAUCUGGAAAGCCAAUAGAAAUGGCUCAGCCUGUUCAAGCUAAGGAUAUUCUUGAGGAAGCUGACUUUGAUAUUGAUGCCUCAAUGACAACCCAAUAUAUGGUCAAGGCAGGAAAGGACCUUGAAGUCAGAAUUCCACUGAAAGGAAGACCUGUGCCAAAUGUCACCUGGAGAAGGGCAGACAGGAACAUUAGCAGUGAUCCAAAGUACAAUAUUCACAAUACAGAAUCAUCAACUGUUCUUAUAAUUCCAAAAGUGUCUCGUGAUGACUCUGGCAAAUAUCAUCUUGAGAUUGAAAAUGGUGUGGGGGAGCCCAAAACAAUAACAGUGUCUGUUAAAGUACUUGACACUCCAUCGUCUUGCCAAAGACUAGUAGUGAAGAAUGUUUCUCGUGGGAAAGCAACUUUAAGCUGGGAGCCACCUCUGAUUGAUGGUGGUUCUGCAAUCACCAAUUAUAUAAUUGAAAAGAGGGAUUCUACAAAGAAAUCUUAUUCUAAUGUGACAACUGAGUGCUCAAACACGACAUAUAAAAUUGAAGGCCUUUCUGAGGAAAUUUGCUAUUUCUUCCGUGUUUCAGCUGAGAAUGAAAAUGGAGUUGGUGAUCCUUGUGAAACAGUUGAUCCCGUGAGGGCUACUGAGACACCUGGUCCAGUCAAAGACCUCAUGAUAAAGGACACCACAAAAACAUCAGUAAUACUACAGUGGACAAAACCUGAUCAUGAUGGUGGCAGCCAUGUCUCAGAUUAUGUCAUUUCAAACAAAGCAAGGGAUGAAAAAGAGUGGACAGUAGCUGGCACUUCUAAACGCUGUCAAUAUGAGGUCACAAACCUGAAAGAGCUUACAGUCAUGGAUUUCCGAGUCUACUCCAAGAAUGAGAAAGGCCAAAGUGACUAUUCUCAAGUUGGACCUGUCACAGUGCAAGAAAUAAUUAUACCACCAGAAGCAGACCUUAUUGAUUACCCCGGGAAUGAAGUUAGUGUGCGUAUUGGACAAACUGUUAACAUUGAACUACCAUACAAGGGUAAACCAAAACCAGUUACACAGUGGUUGAAAGAUGAUAUUCCAUUGAAGGAGAGUGAGCAGGUGCGUUUGAGGUUAACAGAAAAUAAAGCUGCCCUCACUAUUAGAAAUGUAAGAAAGGAUAAUGCAGGGAAGUAUACACUUACCCUUGAUAACAAAAUCAGCAAAAAUUCAUUCAAUAUUCAAGUUAUUACCCUUGGACCACCUUCUUCCCCUAUUGGCCCCAUCAAAUUUGAUGAAAUUAAAGCACAGGGCAUUAUCAUCUCCUGGAAUGAACCAAAUGAUGAUGGGGGUGGAGAAAUAACAUGCUACAGUGUGGAGAAACGGGAAACUUCUCAGGCUGCUUGGAAGAUGGUUUGCUCAAGUGUAGUUAGGACAACAUUUAAGAUACCUAACUUGAUUAAAGGAACAGAAUACCAAUUCAGAGUACGUGCAGAAAAUAAAUAUGGUGUGAGUGAGGCCCUGCCUUCAGAAGCCGUGGUUGCUCAACACCAGUACAAACCACCAGGACCACCAGGAAGACCAGUUGUUUACAAUGUCACUAGUGAUGGCAUGACUAUUCAAUGGGAAGCACCUGGUUAUGAUGGUGGUUCACCAAUUACUGGAUACCACGUGGAGAAGAAGGACAGGAACAGCCUUCUCUGGACCAAAGUUAAUACAACAGCGAUAUCUGGCAGAGAGUAUAGAAUUAUUGGGCUUAUUGAAGGUUUAGAAUAUCAAUUUAAAGUGUUUGCACAAAAUAAUGCUGGCAUGAGUCCAGCUAGUGAAACUAGCAAGCACACCCUGGCAAUAUCUCCAGUUGACCCACCAGGUACACCUAAUUGCAUUGAUGUGACAAGAGAAUCCGUUACACUGAAAUGGGAUAUACCCAAACAUGAUGGAGGCAGCAGAAUAGUGGCAUACACUGUUGAGCGGCGCCAGGGACGGGGACGUUGGUUAAGAUGUAACUUUGUUGAUAUCAGUGAAUGCCAGUUCACAGUAACAGGACUUGCUGCAGGUGAUCGGUAUGAAUUCAGAGUGAUUGCAAGAAAUGCAGUUGGCACAGUUAGCCCCCCCUCCCAGUCAUCUGGUUAUAUUAUGACCAGAGAUGAAAGUGUUUCUCCGGACAUUGAGUUUGCUGCAGAGAAGUGUAUAACAGUAAAAGCAGGUGAAAAUAUUACAAUCAAUGUAAAUAUCACUGGAAGUCCUCUACCUCAAGUCACAUGGUUUAAGGAUGGAAAAGAAAUUGACAAGAAGAUGAUGAUUGAGGUCACAACAGCUAUUGGAUCGAGCACGGUCUUCAUCAGAGAUUCUGACCGCAAUCACCGUGGUGUAUACACUGUGGAGGCCAAAAAUAGUGCUGGAACUAAGAAAGAGGAUAUUCUUGUCAGAGUUCAAGAUACACCUGGACCACCUGUUGGGCCAAUCAGGUUCACAAAUAUCUCAGCAGAGAAAGCAACAAUCUGGUGGAGCCCACCUGAAAAUGAUGGCUGUGCUGCCAUUACUCAUUAUAGGAUUGAAAAGCGUGAGACAUCUCGGAUUUCCUGGGCCCUUGUAACAGACGAGUGUGAAGCCUGCUCAUUCAAUGCCACCAAGCUAAUCAAGGGCAAUGAGUACCAAUUCCGAGUUUCUGCAAUCAAUAAGUUUGGAGUUGGUAAACCGAUGGACUCUGAUCCCGUAAUAGCAGAGAUGCAAUUUACUGUACCAGAUGCUCCUGGCACACCUGAUGCAACCCAUAUCACAGGAAAUAGUAUUACUCUUUCAUGGACCAGACCAAGAUCAGAUGGAGGAAAUGAAAUCAAACAAUACAUUCUGGAAAGACGUGAAAAGAAGAGCAUGCGCUGGGUGAGGGUGUCAUCAAAGAGACCCAUCGCUGAACUUAGAUACAGAGUAACAAAUCUUACUGAAGGUAAUGAAUAUGAAUUCCAUGUAAUGGCAGAAAAUAAUGCUGGAAUAGGACCACCAAGUAGUACCUCAAGACUUUUCAAAUGCAAAGAACCAACAAGUCCACCAAGUGCUCCAACUGUUGUGAAGGUUACAGAUUCGUCAAAGACAUCUGUCAGUUUGGAAUGGACAAAGCCUGUGUUUGAUGGUGGUAUGGAGAUCAUUGGGUACAUCAUUGAGAUGUGUAAGGCAAGUCUAGAAGAAUGGCACAGAGUUAAUACCUCAACUUGCAUUAAUACCUAUUAUACUGUUACUGAUUUGGAAGCUGGUGAGGAAUAUAAAUUCAGAGUCUGUGCCGUUAAUGGAGCUGGAAAAGGAGAAACCUCCGAAAUUCCUAAUGCAGUUCAAACUGUAGACAGACUUACAUCACCAGAAAUUGACAUUGAUGCCAGCUUCAAACAGACCCAUAUUGUGAAGAAUGGAGGAACAGUCACUCUUCAUAUACCCUUUAAAGGAAAACCUCCUCCUCUUGCCACAUGGACAAAAGCAGAUGGAGAGAUUGGGGUGAUGGCUGAUAUUAAUACCACAGAAACAUCGAGUACUUUGACUAUUGAGAGCUGUACCAGAUAUGAUGCUGGAAAGUACACAUUAUCACUUGAAAAUAAUAGUGGCCGCAAAUCUAUUACUUUUACAGUGAAGGUGCUAGAUACACCUGGACCACCAGGACCUCUCACAUUCAAGGAUGUCACAAGAGGAGCUUUGACACUGAUGUGGGAUGCCCCACUCAAUGAUGGUGGAGCUCGAAUUCAGCAUUAUGUCAUUGAGAAACGUGAAGCUAGUCGUCUUAGCUGGCAGGAAGUUAGUAUUAAAUGCUCUCGACAAAUAUUGAGAGUUACCAAUCUUGCAAUAGGUGUACCAUACCUUUUUAGAGUUAUGGCAGAAAAUCAGUUUGGACUGGGUGAAGCUUAUGAAAUGUCAGAGGCCAUCAUUGCCACUGAAGAACCUGCUCCACCUAAACGACUGGAUAUUAUUGAUACAUCUAAUUCUACUGCUACCUUGGCCUGGCUAAAACCUGAACAUGAUGGCGGGAGUCGCAUCACAGGCUAUAUUGUUGAGACAAAAGCUAAGGGCUCUGAUCAUUGGGUUUUUGGAGGUCAAACUAAAUCUCUACACAUGGUUAUUGAGGGUCUAGUUGAGAACACAGAAUACGACUUCCGUGUAAAAGCAAAGAAUGAUGCAGGCCUCAGUGAUCCAAGAGAUGCUUUUGCCUCUGUAAUAAUUAAAGAGCCUCGCAUUGAGCCAACUGCAGAUCUUAGUGGAAUCACCAAUCAACUUAUCACAUGCAAAACGGGAAGUACAUUCACUAUAGAUGUUCCUAUUAGUGGAAGACCAGCUCCUAAGGUAACUUGGAAACUUGAAGAAAUGAAACUAAAGGAAACCGACCGGAUCUUAAUUAAGACCACAAAAGAGAGAACAUAUUUGACAGUGAAGGACUCCAUGAGAGGCGAUAGUGGAAAAUAUUACCUUAUUCUUGAAAAUAUUGCAGGAACCAAAACCUUCACUGUUACUGUUAAUGUUGUUGGAAGACCAGGGCCACCAGUAGGGCCUGUUGAAGUGUCAUCCAUAUCUUCGGAGUCCUGUGUAUUGACAUGGACUGAACCUGAAGAUGAUGGUGGAACGGAUGUCACCAACUACAUUGUGGAAAAGCGUGAGUCUGCGUCUACUACAUGGCAGCUUGUGAACUCCAGUGUGAAACGAACUACAAUUAAAGUUACUCAUCUUACCAAAUACAUGGAGUACACAUUCCGUGUCUGUGCUGAGAACAGAUUUGGUGUGAGCAAAUCAAUUGAAUCUCAAGCUAUUGUUGCUGAGCAUCCAUUUGUUCCACCUAGUCCACCAUCACGACCAGAUGUAUUGUCAGUUACUGCAAAUGCUAUGACUAUUUGCUGGGAAGCGCCAUAUCACGAUGGUGGCAGCCAAGUGACUGGGUAUUGGAUCGAGAAAAAAGAGCGUAAUACCAUUCUUUGGGUGAGGGAGAACAAGAUUCCAUGCAUUGAGCGCCACUUCAAAGUGUCCUCUCUCAUUGAAGGACUUGAAUAUCAAUUCAGAGUAUAUGCAAUGAAUAUUGCUGGAUUGAGCAAAGCCAGUGAAGCAUCAAGACCAUUGCUGGCUCUGAAUCCUGUUGAUCCUCCUCUUAGACCAGAAGUGACUGAUGUGACAAAAUCCACGGUUUCACUCAAAUGGUGUGAACCAUUGAAUGAUGGUGGUAGCAGGAUUGUAGGGUACAUUGUGGAGCGCAAGCUUUACAGUGAUGAGGGAGAGGGUCGUUGGCUGAAAUGCAAUUACACAACUAUCACAGAGACCUACUUUACAGUACCAUCCCUAGGAGAGGGAGAAGUGUAUGAGUUCCGUGUUAUUGCCAAGAAUGGAGCUGGAGUGCAUAGUAUGCCCUCAGAAUCAACAGGACCAAUCACCUGCAAGGAUGAUUACACACCCCCUAGGGCUGAGCUUGACAGCAAGCUUAUUGGAGAGACUGUGACAAUCAGAGCUGGUGCAGACCUUGUUCUUGAUGCUGCAGUUGGUGGCAAACCUGAACCGAAAGUUUUUUGGGCUAAGGGAGAUAAAGAACUGGAGCUUGGUGAAAAGUAUUCGUUGCAGUACACCAGUACUCGUGCUAUGGCUAUCAUCAAGUCCUGUGACAGAAAUGACUCUGGAAAAUACAUUCUAACAGUCCAAAAUGCCAGUGGAAUCAAGACUACUGCUGUUCUUGUGAAAGUGCUUGAUACUCCUGGGCCUUGUGGCGAUAAGAUAUUAAUCACUAGAGUAACAGAGGAAAAGUGCACUGUUUCUUGGAAAAUACCCCCUGAAGAUGGUGGGGCCCCAGUAACGCAUUAUAUUGUUGAGCGACGUGAAACUAGUAGAAUUAACUGGGUAUUAAUGGAAGCUGAGUGCAAGACCCUUUCUUGUGUUGCUACUAGACUGAUUAAGAAUAAUGAGUACAUCUUCCGUGCCAGAGGUGUAAAUAAGUAUGGACCUGGUGUACCACUUGAAUCUGAACCCAUUAUUGCCAGAAAUGCAUACACAAUUCCAUCACCUCCUGGUGCACCACAAAUCAUUGCUGUAGGGAAGGAACAUUCCAUUAUUGAAUGGCUUAAGCCUGAGAGUGAUGGUGGCAGUGAAAUUAAAAAUUAUCUUGUGGACAAACGUGAAAAGAAGAGUGUUAGGUGGACAAGAGUUAACAAAGAGUACACCAUAUAUGAUACAAGACUUAAGAUUACUGGUCUUCUGGAAGGCAGUGAUUAUCAAUUCCGUGUCACGGCUGUGAAUGCUGCUGGUAACAGUCAACCAAGUGAAGCUUCUGACUAUGCCUUCUGCAGGGAGCCAACAUAUACUCCUGCUCCUCCAGCAGUUCCUCACGUGACAGAUACCACCAAACAUAGCAUUAGUUUGGUAUGGACAAGACCAAUGUAUGAUGGUGGUGCUGAUGUAACUGGAUAUAUUGUUGAAGUGCUUGAGGAAGGAACAGAGCAGUGGUAUAGGGCUCAACAAGAGCUCUUGAAGACCACGGAGUACACUGCAGCUGGCCUUACAAGCAACAAGAAGUAUAGAUUUAGAGUCGCUGCAGUUAAUCUUAAUGGAACCGGUGAAUUCAGUGAACCAUCCACAGAAAUUGAGCCUCUUGAAAGAACUGAAAUACCUGACCUUGAACUUGCUGAUGACUUGAAGAAGACUGUCUGUGUAAGAGCUGGUGGAUCACUUCGCCUGUUUGUGGCUGUGACUGGAAGACCUAUACCAGUAAUUACUUGGAGAAAGCCUGGUGUAGAUCUUCAGAGUAGAGGAUUUAUUGAUAUAACUGACAGUUAUACAACUUUGACAAUUGAAAAAGUAAAUCGCUAUGAUGCUGGCAAAUACAUUAUUGAGGCAGAGAAUCCAUGGGGCAAGAAAUCAGCUACUAUUCUUGUGAAGAUCUAUGAUACCCCUGGUCCACCAGGUUCUGUUAAGGUUAAAGAUUAUACAAAAGAAUCUGUUGUUAUUACAUGGGAUGUCCCCAGUAUUGAUGGAGGAGCACCUGUCAACAACUACAUAAUUGAGAAACGUGAAGCAUCAAUGAAGUCUUAUAAAACAGUUACAUCCAAAUGUAAUAAGACAUUGUUCAGAAUCACAGGACUGACUGAAGGAACACUGUACUUUUUCAGAGUCUUGCCAGAAAAUAUCUAUGGUGUUGGUGAGCCUUGUGAAAUCAGUGAUGCUGUGCUAGUAUGUGAGGUUCCAAUGAUUCCUCAGAAAUUGGAAGUAAUGGAUGUAACAAAGUCUACCAUUACGCUGGCAUGGGAGAAACCACUUCAUGAUGGUGGCAGUAAACUUACUGGCUACACUAUUGAAACUUGCAAGUUUGGAACAGAGAGAUGGAUGACUGUCGCUACACUGAAAACAACUGUGUUGGAGCACACCAUAACCUCUCUAAAUGAGUCAGAACAGUACCUCUUUAGAAUCAGAGCCAUUAACAGCCGGGGAAUCAGUGAGCCUAGAGAAAUUGUGUCACCUGUAACUAUUCAAGAACAAAGAGUUGUACCAAAGAUUGAUGUGGCAGGAAUUCCACAGAAGAUUGUCAAUGUACCAGCUGGUAAACCAAUUGAGCUUCAAAUUCCCAUAUAUGGCAGACCUUCACCAGUUUGCUCAUGGUUCUUUGGUGGUGCCAAGAUAAAGGAACUUGACCGUGUAAAGAUUGAAACCACUGCAAAAUACACCAAACUAACAGUGCGUGAAACCACAAUUGAUGACACAGGUGACUACACACUUGAGGUCAAAAAUGUUGCAGGAAUUGCCACUGAGAUCAUUAAAGUUGUCAUUCUAGACAAACCUGGCAUACCAGUUGGACCUUUAAGAAUCGAGGAGGUUGAUGCCACAUCUGUCACUGUCAGCUGGGAACCACCAGAAAAAGAUGGAGGUGCUAAUAUCAGUGGCUAUGUGGUUGAACAGCGUGAUGCUCAUCGUCCAGGAUGGCUUCCUGUGUCUGAAUCUGUUACCAGACCCACUUUCAAGUUCACUAGACUGACUGAAAGUACUGAAUAUGUGUUCCGUGUGGCUGCAACAAAUCGAUUCGGUAUUGGAUCAUUUUUGCAGUCAGAUGUUGUGGAGUGUAAAAGUGCCAAAACUAUACCAGGGCCACCAGGUAGACCUGAGGUAUUUGACGUGUCUCGUGAUGGAAUGACUAUUACCUGGCUUCCACCAGAGACAGAUGGUGGUUCCCAGGUAUCUGGUUAUAUCAUUGAACGCAAAGAGGUUAGAUCUGACCGAUGGGUGCGCAUUAAUAAGAAUCCGGUAACAAUGACAAGAUAUAGAUCCAUGGGCCUUAUUGAAGGCCUUGAAUAUGAGUACAGAGUUACAGCCAUCAACUCUAGAGGCUCUGGAAAGCCAAGUCCUACCUCCAAAUCAGUUGUGGCAAUGGAUCCAAUUGAUCCACCUAGUACACCACUGAAUCCAAGAGUUACAGAUACCACUAGAACAUCUGUCUCUCUGGCUUGGAAUCCCCCAGAAGAAGAGGGUGGUUCUAGUAUUACAGGAUACCUGAUUGAAAUGCAGAAGAUUGAUCAGAUUGAAUGGACCAAAUGCAACACUACACCUACUAAGAUUUGUGAAUACACCUUGACGCAUAUGCCCCAGGGAGCUGAAUAUAGAUUCCGUGUUAUGGCAUGUAAUGCUGGUGGACCUGGUGAACCAGUAGAAGUACCUGGAGUUGUUAAAGUUACAGAGAUGCUUGAAUAUCCUGAUUAUGAGCUGGAUGUCAAGUACCAAGAAGGUCUGAUUGUCAGACAAGGUGGAGUCAUAAGACUGUCUGUUCCCAUUAAGGGCAAGCCAAUUCCAAUAUGCAAGUGGACAAAGGAAGGCCGUGAUAUUUCUCACAGGGCCAUGAUAGCCACCAGUGAAGAGCUCACUGAGCUUGUCAUUAAGGAAGCUCACACCGAUGAUACUGGCACCUAUGACCUUAUCCUGGAAAAUAAAUGUGGCAGGAAGGCAGUAUAUAUAAAAGUAAAAGUUAUUGGACGACCAGAUCCACCUGAAGGUCCACUUGAAUUUGAUGAUAUCCAGACUCGCUCAGUAAGAGUGAGCUGGAGAGCACCUUCUGAUGAUGGUGGCUCUGAUAUUCUUGGUUACAUUAUUCAGAGGCGAGAGGUUCCCAAGGCAGCAUGGUAUACUGUAGAUUCAAGAGUGCUUGACACAUCUUUAGUUGUCAAAGGACUGAAAGAAAAUGUUGAGUAUCACUUCAGGGUGGCAGCUGAAAACCAGUUUGGCAUUAGUAGAUCUCUGAAAUCAGAUGAGUCUGUCACACCAAAGACACCUCUCUCUCCACCAGAACCUCCAAGCAACCCACCAGAAAUUAUGGAUGUCACAAAGACUACCGUUGCCUUAUCUUGGUCUAGGCCUAAGGAUGAUGGUGGUUCUCGUAUUACUGGAUAUUAUAUUGACAGAAAAGAAGUGUCCACUGAAAAAUGGGUACGUCACAACAAGACUCAUAUUACAACUACAAUGUACACUCUUACUGGACUCAUCCCUAAUGCAGAAUAUCAGUUCCGUGUCAUUGCCCAAAAUGACAUUGGUCAGAGUGAACCAGGACCACCAUCUGAAUUAGUCAUAUGCAAGGAUCCAUUUGACAAACCAAGCCAGCCUGGAGAAAUUGACAUCAUUUCCAUCACUAAGGACAGUAUCACCAUUCACUGGCAACGCCCAGAAUGUGAUGGUGGAAAAGAAAUCCUAGGGUAUUGGAUUGAGUACAGACAGUCUGGUGAAAGUGCCUGGAAGAAAUGCAACAAAGAACGCUCAAAGGACAGGCAGUUCACUAUGGGUGGUCUCAUGGAAGCCACCGAGUAUGAGUUCCGAAUACUUGCUGAAAAUGAAAGUGGAAUUAGCAGGCCUCGCAGAACAGCAAUGGGAAUCAAAACUAAACUGAGUGUUGGAGAGGCACCAAGUCUUAAAGAAGAAAUGGAAGAUGUUACAACAAAACUUGGACAAUCAGGCACACUGAAAUGCCAGAUCCUUGGUAGACCUCUUCCUGAGAUCAAAUGGUACAGAUUUGGAAAAGAACUCAUACAAAGUCGUAAAUACAAGAUGAGCUCUGAUGGACGUAACCAUUCACUCAGCAUUCUAACUGAUGAGCAGGAAGAUGAGGGUCUCUACACUUGCAGAGCUAUUAAUGAUGCUGGGGAAAUAGAAACCAGUGGCAAGCUCUUUUUGCAUGCUGCCCCUCAGUUCCACCCUGGAUUCCCAUUGAAAGAGAAAUAUUAUACAGGAUGUGGUACAAGCUUGCGGUUACAUGUUGUGUACAUUGGGCGUCCUGUGCCGCAGAUCAUGUGGUUCUAUGGCAAGAAACCGCUGAAGGCUUCUGAGAAUAUCAUAAUUGAAAACACUGAGAAUUAUACCCACUUAGUUGUAAGAAAUGUGCAGCGGAAAACCAAUGCUGGAAAAUAUAAGGUCCAGUUGAGCAACAUCUUUGGUACAGUUGAUACUGUACUUCGUGUUGAAAUUCAAGAUAAACCUGCUGUGCCUGAAGGACCAGUUGUUGUUGAUGCGCUGCUGAAGAACUCUGUGAUCAUUAGCUGGAAACCACCAGCAGAUGAUGGUGGUGCUAUGAUUACAAACUACAUUGUGGAAAAACGUGAAGCAAAGGAGGGUGAAAAAUUCCACCUUGUUUCAUCUUCAAUCUCAGGAACAUCUUGCCGAAUUCCAAAUCUUAUUGAAAGUGCUGGGUAUUACUUCCGUGUUUCUGCGCAAAAUCAGUAUGGGAUAAGUGAUCCUCUUGAGAUUCCAUCUGUGGUCAUCAUUAAGAGUCCAUUUGAAAAGCCUGGAAUUCCCCAACAACCAGUUGUGACAGGAAUCACAAAAGACUCCUGUGUUGUAUCUUGGAAACCACCUACAAGUGAUGGAGGUGCCAAGAUCAAGAGUUACUACCUUGAAAAACGGGAGAAGAAACAAAACAAAUGGAUUGCUGUAACAACAGAUGUAAUUCUUGAAACUGUCUAUACAGUCAAAGGCCUAAUAGAAGGUUUUGAAUAUGAAUUUCGUGUCAAAUGUGAAAAUAUUGGAGGGGAAAGUCAAUGGAGUGAAGUAUCUGCACCUAUCAUUCCAAAAUCAGACACACCCAUGUCUCCUCCUGGCUUUAAAGAAGAACUAAGAGACUUGAGUGUCAAGUAUAAAAGUAACGCAACAUUUGUAUGCAAGGUUACUGGACAUCCAAAGCCUGUUGUUAAGUGGUACAAACGUGGAAAAGAAAUACUACCAGAUGGAAAGAAAAUUAAAAUACAAGAAUUCAAAGGUGGCUACUACCAACUGGUAAUCUCUGCUGCUGAUGAGGAAGAUGCCACUGUCUAUCAGAUCAGAGCUACAAAUCAAGGAGGAUCUAUUUCAACUACUGUCACACUGGAGGUUGAAGUUCCUGCCAAGAUUCACCUGCCAAAACAUCUUCAAGGCAUGGGUGCUGUCCACGCCCUUCGGGGAGAUGUGGUUACCAUCAAGAUUCCAUUCAGUGGCAAACCCGAACCUGCCAUAACAUGGCAGAAAGGACAGGAGGUCAUUGAUAACACAAAAUACCAUCAAGUGAUUAUUACAAGAUCAUUUACAUCACUUGUUUUCCCCAAUGGAGUCCAAAGAAAAGAUGCUGGUUAUUAUAUUAUUUCUGCGAAAAACAGGUUUGGUGCUGAUCAACAGACUGUUGAACUUGAUGUUGCAGAUGUACCUGAUCCGCCAAAGGGAAUAACUGUGAGUAACAUAUCCAGGGAUUCUGUCACUCUAACAUGGUCUGCCCCAGCCAGUGAUGGUGGAAGCCAAAUUACCAGCUAUAUUCUAGAAAAGUGUCCCAGCACCGGAGAUCGUUGGAUCCGUGUUGCUCAAACCCAAGAAACUCAUUACACAGUCAUUAAUGUGUUUGGCAAGACAGCAUACCAGUUCCGUGUGAUUGCCGAAAAUCAAUUUGGGCAGAGCAAGCCAUCUGAACCAACUGCUCCUGUGGUAACUAAGGAGGAUAAGUCAAUAAUUCGAAACUAUGAUGAAGAAGUUGAUGAAACCAGAGAAAUCAAAAAGGAGGAGGCACAAAUUUCAAGCAUAAAAGCUCUUUCUACUAUGUACACGAUUGCUGAGGAACUUGGUCGUGGACAAUUUGGAAUUGCUCAUCGUUGCAUUGAAAUCAGUUCCAAAAUGACAUUUAUGGCUAAAUUUGUCAAAGCAAAAGGCACAGAUCAAGAACUUGUGAGAAAAGAAAUUGAAGCACUAAAUGUGGCUCGACACAAAAACUUCUUGUAUCUUCAUGAGUCUUUUGAGAGUCUUCAAGAAUUAGUCAUCAUAUAUGAGUUUAUUUCUGGUGUGGACAUAUUUGAACGUCUUGGAACAGCUAACUUUGACCUCACUGAACGAGAAAUCGUCAUUUAUAUCAGGCAAGUUUGUGAAGCUCUUCAGUUCUUGCAUAGUCAGAACUAUGCACAUUUUGACAUUAAACCUGAUAACAUAAUAUACACAACACGAAAAAGUAGCAACAUAAAAAUUACUGAGAUGGGCCAGGCCAGACUCCUGAUACCUGGAGAGAACGUCAGAAUUCAGUUUACUUCCCCUGAGUAUUAUGCCCCUGAAGUUCACCAACAUGACAUGGUUAGCACUAUAACUGACAUGUGGUCAGUUGGUGUUUUAGCCUAUAUGCUUCUCAGUGGACUUAAUCCAUUUGCAUCUGAAACUACUCAGAAAAUGAUUGAGAAAAUCUGUAAUGUUGAGUAUACUUUUGAAGAAGAAGCUUUUAAGGAGACCAGUAUUGAAGCAAUGGACUUUGUGGAUCGACUGCUAAUUAAAGAAUGCAAACAUCGCAUGACUGCAGCUGAAGCCUUGGAACAUCCUUGGUUGAAAAUGAAAACAGAGCAACUCAGCAAUAAAAUAAUAAAGACUUUGAGACACAGAAGGUACUACCAGACUUUGGUGAAGAAGGAUUCAAACUUUGUUGUUUCUGCAGCUCGAAUUGCUCAAGGUGGUGCUAUCAGAAGUCAGCGAGGUGUUUCCAUUGGAAAAGUAAAGAUAGCACAACCUGAACAAGGUCUGAAAGCUGGUCAAAUCAUACAUGGUGUUGCUGAAGAAGGGGGACAUGUUAAAUUUACCUGCCAUAUUCAGAAUUAUACCAGCAGCACAGAAGUAACCUGGUACUUUGGAACUAAACAACUAGAGGCAAGUCACAAGUAUGAAAUCAGCUACGCAAAAGGAGUUGCUACCAUUUAUGUCAAAGACAUCAUUAGCACAGAUGAUGGCACCUACAGGUGUAAAGUUGUGAAUGAGUUAGGCGAAGACAAUGCCUAUGCAGAGCUCUUUGUAGAAGGUGUGAGAUCAUGCCGUGAGUACUUCAUUGGGCGUACUAUGAAAAAAGUGAAACGCAGAAUUGACACGACUCGACUCAUUCAGAGACCACCUGAAUUUACCUUACCUCUGUACAACCGUACUGCUUACAUUGGUGAGGAUGUGCGCUUUGGAGUAACUAUAACAGUGCAUCCAGAGCCCCAGGUUACAUGGUUGAAAUCUGAACAAAAGAUCAUACCAGGAGAAGAUGACAGGAAGUACACCUUUACAAGUGACAAGGGUCUCUAUCAACUUCUGAUUCACAAUCUAAAGCCUGAGGAUGAUGCUGAAUAUACUGUUGUGGCCCAAAACAAAUUUGGUGAUGACAGUUGCAAGGCACGUCUAACUGUUAUACCUCACCCAGUUACCACAGAUACAAUGAAACCACUGUUCAAACGCUUGCUAGCAAAUGUUGAGUGCAUUGAAGGCCAGAGCAUUCACUUUGAACUCAGAGUGUCUGGAACCCCAAUGCCUACUUUGAAAUGGGAGAAAGAUAAUUUACCAUUAGCUAUGGGUGCAAAGAUAGAAGUUGUUCGAGAAGACCUGGAAUGUUAUGUUCUGCAUAUCAGAGAAACUCUUCCUGAAGAUUCUGGUACCUACAGAGUCACUGCUACAAAUUCAGCUGGUUCUGUAAGUUGCCAAGCUACACUGAAAGUAGACCGUCUGACUUAUACAAAGAGAGAGUACAAGAAUGAGGAAGAGAAAGAAAAAUAUGUUCAGAGCCAAAUUGGCAAAACUUUGAAACUUGCUCAGUUCCUGUCAAGUACUGAAGCAACUGCAUUAAACCCUGUGGCACAAGAGGCACUGAAAGAAGCAGCGAGUCUGUAUAAACCAGCAGUUAGCACGAAGAAUGUGCAAGGUGAAUUUGAAAUUGAAGAAGAAAAGAAAAUUAAAAUGGAAGAAAUAAGAAUCCGUAUGCCAUAUGAAAUUCCAGAAUGCCGUGUUCAUGCUCCAGCUGCCCUUGAUGAAGAUAUGCGAAUCAAACACUUUGUACCUCUGUCUGAUAUGAAAUGGUACAAAAAACUCCGUGACCAGUAUGAAAUCCCAGAGCGAAUGGAGAAAUAUGUUCAUAAGCGACAAAAACGCAUUCGUCUCUCCCGGUGGGAGCAAUUUUAUGUUGUUCCACUUCCAAGAAUGACUGAUCAAUACAAGCCCAGAUGGCGUAUUCCAAUAAUUUCACAAGAUGACUUGGAAACAGUAAGGCCAUCUAGGUAUCGUACACCAUCACCUGAAUCUGAAGCUUCUUACAGACUUAGAAGAAGAUCCCUUGGUGACCUCUCUGAUGAAGAGCUUCUCCUCCCUGUUGAGGAUUACUUGUCAAGGAAGAGAAUUGAAGAAGAAACACUUCAACUUGAGGAUGAACUGGAGCUUGGCUUCUCUGCUUCACCACCUAGUCGUAGUCCUGUAAGUUUUGAAUUAUCUACACUACGGCAUCCUUCACCUAGAAAAAUGAUAUAUGUAAGGGAAGAAAAAGAAGAAGAGGAUCAACAAUACCUUCAGUACAAACAGAAGAGAAUUGAGAGAGAAGCACGUGUUUCUUCAGUAACAAAGGAUACAUUGAAAGAAACUGAAAAAAUUCGUACUACACCUCCAUCCAUUUCACAGGUCCUCAGAAGGAGGAGGUCUUUGUCUCCUACAUACAUUGAACUCAUGCGCCCUGUAUCUGAACUUAUAAGACCACCACGAGUUCGCCCUGCAGCUGAAGCAGAGGGUGAAGUUUUAGAAAGGAGAUCACCUACUCCUGAAAGAACUCGUCCUCGCUCCCCAAGUCCAGUUUCCACUGAAAGAUCAUCACGAUCAUCAUCCAGAUUUGAGAGAUCCGCAAGAUUUGAUAUCAUGUCUAGAUAUGAAGCAAGAAAGGCAGCUCUGAAAUCUGAAAGAAAGUAUGAAGUAGUGACUCAGCAACCAUUCAGCCUUGACCAUGCCCCACGAAUAACUGUGAGAAUGCGGUCUCAUCGGGUACCAUGUGGACAGAAUACCAAAUUUACUUUGAAUGUUCAGGCUAAGCCAGAAGCUGAAAUCAGAUGGUUCCACAAUGGAGAGCAGAUUCAAGAGAGCAGCAAAUACCAUUUUACCAACAUGAGUGGAGUUUUGUCUCUCCAGGUGUGCGACUGCCAAGCAGAUGACAGUGGCACCUAUCGUGUUGUUUGCACAAACUACAAGGGAGAGGCCUCAGAUUAUGGCACUUUAGAUGUUUCAGGUGGAGAAUAUUCUACAUAUUCUUCCCGUCGCAAAGAUGAAGAACCACCAACACCUUUUGUUCCCGAUAUUACCAAGACUGAUUAUUAUCAUAUAUCUUCUAUCAAGGCAGUUUCCUCUUCUGAAACUCACAUGGCAGUGAAAGAAAUGACAGCAAAACUGACUGAAACACAUGAAACUGUUGAAUAUGAAAAAUCUGAAAAGAAAGUCAAAAUGGUGGAAGCCACAAAAGUGGAAGAAGUAAGUCUUCACAAGAAAGUGAAGGAUACUGUACCAGCCAGAAUACUUACAAAACCACAGUCUUUGACAGUAACAGAAGGAGAAACUGCUAGAUUUGCAUGUGAUAUUGAUGGGCAACCAGCACCUACUGUUACCUGGAUGCGUGAAGGAAGAACAAUUGUCUCAUCUUAUCGUCAGCAUGUUGUUACAACACAGUACAAGUCUACUUUUGAGAUUUCUUCAGUUGAAUUAUCUGAUGAAGGCAGUUACACAGUGGUUGUACAGAACUCUGAUGGUAAACAGGAGGCACAGUUCAGCCUAACAAUUCGCAGGGCAGCACCAAAAGAAAAGACAGUAGCUCCAUUACCAAAGGUGAAAUCACCAGAGCCUACGGUGAAAUCUCCAGAACCCACACGUGCCAAAUCCCCAGAACGUCAGAUUAAGUCACCAGAACCAAUAAAAUCACCUCCCAAAGUAAAGUCACCAGAGCCCAGAGUUAAAUUGGCAGAAUCAGUGGGUGUUAAAUCCCCAGAACCUUUUAUUAAGACACCUGAACCAAUAAAAUCACCACCAACAGUAAAGUCACCAGAGCCUAGAGUGAAAUCUCCAGUAUUCAUACCUCCUAAGUCUCCAGAACCUCGUAUCAAGUCACCUGAACCAAUUAAAUCUCCCAAGAGGGUUAUAUCACCUGAACCUCAUAGAGUUAAAUCCCCACAAGCUCUCAAGUCUUUUCAAAAGGUGAAACCACCAAAGAUUCUCCAUCAACUUAAAGCAGAAGCUGCUGAGGACAAAGUAAAGAUGGUUUGUGUAGCUGAAAGCAGCAUAAGUGAAGCUAUAUGGUACAAGGAUGGGAAAAGACUGACACGAGGUACUCACUAUGAUUUCCAUACUUCCACUGAUGGCACAUGCACUCUCAGCAUCCAUAAUAUUACUGAAAGAGAUCAAGGAGAAUAUGCAUGCGAAGUCAUUGCUGAAGGAGAAGUCUCCAGAACAUCAUUUUCGUUUGUUGGUCAAGUGUUUCAAACAAUUUACUCAAAAGUCACAACUUUCAUUGAAACACAGCAUAAACAUGAAAUGGGCAUCUCAGCGACAAAGGCAAUUCAGAAAGAGGCGGUCUUAACUUCUCAUACAAAAACAGAGGUGACAGAACAAGUUGUGAAAAAGGAAAUUUUUUAUGAAGAAGUUCAGGCUUACUCAGAAGUAAAAGCGUCACAUACUAAGUUGUCUUUGUCUGAGGGUCAGUCUGUUACUCUGAAAGCAAAUAUUCCUGAAGCAUCAAAUGUGAGAUGGAUACUAAAUGGAAAAGAACUGGCAAAUUCAGCAGAUUAUAGAUAUGGUGUCUCUGGGAAUGACCAUACUUUGACCAUCAAGAUGAUCAGCCAGCACGAGGAAGGAAUCAUCACAUGUGAAGCUACAACUGAACAUGGGAUUGUUAAGUGUCAGUUUGAUACAACUAUCACAUCAAAACGUUCAAACGCUCCAUCAUUCUUAGUACAGCCAAAGUCCCAGAAUGUCAAUGAAGGGCAGAACGUGAUUUUUACAUGUGAAAUCACAGGAGAUCCUAGCCCUGAAAUUGAGUGGCUAAAGAACAAUGUUCUGGUAUCUUUAUCAUCUCACCUGAAACUGAGCCGUUCUAAAAAUGUAUACACAUUAGAGAUUACAGAAGCUUCAAUUUCAGACAGUGGGAAGUACACAGUAAAAGCAACAAAUAUGUAUGGACAGUGCUCUACUACUGCAUCUCUAAAUGUCCUUGCUCUGGUUGAAGAACCCACAAAAAAGAUAGUCAUGGAGAAAAGUGCUACAGCUUCCAGUGUGCACGAAAGUUUCUCUGCCAAGGCAAUCCAUAUGGCUGCCUCUAUGCAGGAGGCCUCCUUCAGGAGCUCCAGCAUGGCUGAAGCUAAAUUUGAAAGCAUGUCUGCAACUAGCAUGUCCUCCUUGACGUCUGAAUCAAUGGUAGCAAUGAGCUCCAGCAGUAUGAUGAAAAUGUCAAGUCAUUCACAUAUAGAGGGAUCCUCUAAAAGAGCCAUUACACAGAGGCUUCAAGGGUCACCACCAAAAAUUGAAGCUCUUCCUGAAGACAUCAGCAUUGAGAGAGGAAAGGUACUUACUGUAGCUUGUGCUUUCUCUGGAGAUCCUGUGCCUGAUAUUGAAUGGACUCAUUUGGGACGGACCCUGCCCUUUACAGAGGAAAGUGACAGGUUCCAUAUUGAGACCACUGAGGAUCUCACCACCCUCAUCAUCACUAGUGUGAAAGAAAAUGAUGCUGGAUCUUACACCCUUAAACUAUCCAAUGAGCUUGGAUCUGACAGUGCAACAGUAAACAUUAGGAUUCGCUCACUGUAAAAAAUAAAAUGAUAUUAAGUGAGAAAAUUACUCUUUACUUGAUAAAGGCAUUGCUAACUGUUCUUGUAAAUAGGAUUUUUAUUAUUUUUUUUUUUACCAAACUUGACAUUAAUUUAUGCCACACUAGACUAAAGUCUACAGUUGUUAUAAAAUUUGCCAUAUUGGAUUAUUAUCACUAGGAUUUUUAAACCAUUUUUCUGUGACGUGUAUAUAAUGUAAAUAGCCGAAUUUACCGGUUAUGGAAUAUGUAUGAAAUGUUAUUUAUGACAUUAACUGAAACAAAUAGAACUAAAUGUUUAUCAGGAGAAAGUUUUGAAUGAAACGAAUACCCUGAAAAACCUGAAACUAAACUAUGUGCCUCAACAAUAAGUUGAUGUCUUAAGAUUGCCUCAACAGGUGGAGAGGCUCCCUGUUGAAGUUUUUGCUAGAUUUGAGAGACAAUGUCGUGCACUGUAUAACCAUACGUGCAAUAACAUUACCAUGCUCAUAUGAAUUGUUACAUGUGCAUAAGACCCUGAGUGCUGUUUGCAUUUUACCCUCAUGUAAGCUGCACAACUGGGCCUUGUGUUCAGACUGACUGUGUCAUACCACCAUUUCUUAUGACAUGCUCAAAGUGCGAGCGGCCUGCACUUUCUGAGCCAUUUUUAAUGUGCUCUGUUUCUGGCAAAGGACUCCUUGAAUAGACUUUUGAAAACAACAUCACCUGGCCAUUAUCUGUAAAAGUACUUCAAGGACUUCUUUGCAGAAGGAGAGCCAGCUCUAGGAGGUUUGCUUGGGUGCAUUGUGUGUGUCUGUGUGUAUGCUUGUGUUUCUGUGUGUCUGUGUGUUAGCUUUAGAAUUUCACCUCGUCAUUAAUCAGGGCAUUCACCAAGGAAGUGUGCCGCAGCAACAUCACCUGCUGUACCAAAUGAAAACAAAUGCAUUACAUGUUAGCCCUGCACUUUGAUUUUAUUGAAUUUCCUUAUGUAGCAAUACCUACAGUAUAUAUGCAACCUCCAUGAGACGUAUUAACUGUUGAUUUAAUAAAGCAUGAUUUCAGCACCUCA
This is a messenger RNA of Paramormyrops kingsleyae, 70894 nucleotides long. NCBI's taxonomy places the organism in Eukaryota, Metazoa, Chordata, Actinopteri, Osteoglossiformes, Mormyridae. The record is from RefSeq and is a predicted model, not a curated record.